ACAAAAAAGUUUGGAAAGUCCUGACACUGUUACACCGCUGAAUGCAGCCGAACCCUCCACUCUCUGGACUAUAGUUUACAGCCUGUGUUAUUCAAAACGACACCUUAUCCAAAAAGUAAGUGUUUUACCCUUUAUUUUCGCUUUCAUAUUGCCUCAGUGACGUUUAGUGUACUUCAUUUCCCAGGGAGCAUGGCGGUAGUCGGUUUAUUAGUGUUUUCUUCGUACUUUAACGGUCUACUUUAUUACUAACGAUAGCCGAACAGCGGUGUAAACACUCAUGUAGAUUAGACAUUACAGCCAAAUUGAAGAUAAGUGGAAAUGAUUUAAACUGUUGAAUACUUACUUUGCCUAUCUACUUUGCCUCUUAAUAUUAAAAUGCUACUUUCACCAAUUAAUCGAGUCUUGCUAACUGAAGUGCUAAAAAAUUUACAUUAUCUUUCAUUGAAGAGGUUUUUGUUUUCCCUUCAAAGUGCAUAAACAGUUUACAGAGGCUCUUCCUCUCCCUCUAUAUGAAUCAUAAAACAGAAGCAGCCUCUGUCUUAUCUGAUCCCUGCAUUGUGAUAUUAUUUAAAGAAAGCCAUGCUGUAGUGCUUCCUGACAGAGUCGGCCAGAAGUUAGUGACCAGCAGAUAACCCUUGGAUGCUGACCCUCAUUGUGCACCAGGAAGAGGGACAGAAUUAUUGUGGCACUGUCUGUGGAGGAAAAUCCUGUCAUCCCAGGGCAGGAAUUUGAGACAUUUGAUCAACAAGGCUGCGUUGAAUGGGUUGUGUAAAUGACCGGUGGCCUUUUUUGUUCGCAAUUGUUUUUGGCUUGGAACUUGCAUUUUAUCGACUACAGACACAGCACCUUAAAAAGUCAUGCAAAGAAUACCAAUCAACACCAUAUCUAUUGUUAUUUAGCAUUAGAUUAUAUGUUUGAGCUAUUAACUUGCAUGCAGUAUAUGUUUUGACAUCAUCCCUUCAGAAUAAGAGCCUCUGCGUCUUUCCACUUCCUUAUCAACCAUCAGGUCUUCUCAUAACUUACCGCCCCCUUCUUUCUCUGACCUUUGACAUGUAGAGAUAUAAAUUGUGAGCUUUUUGGCUUCCACAGUCACUGCUGCUCCGCCAUCAGACAAGGACCAUUCAAGCGCCACUUGAUUAUCUUCACGUCCCUCAAAGACCCAGACUCAGCCUCUACCAUCCCAAAACUUCAAUCCCAAAUAUUAGAGCAGAGAUGAAGGGUCACAUGACACGGUUUGUCGUGCUUCUGUGCAUCACUGCUGCAGCCAGGGGUAAGUCUAGCAGCUGAUAUUUUGCAUCUUUUCUUUAAAUUCAUUAUUGUUAUUUUUUAUUUAAACUCUGGACUCCAAACCUAGACCUUCUGGGGCAUUCUUCUGUCACUGCAAGAUUAAAGGCAGAUAUGAAUCUCAUCUUGUACUCAGCUCUGACGUAAUUUCAUUAUCAAGACAUGACAGAGUGUUAUUCCCUCCAGAGUUUUGUUCCUGCUCACUAAAUCAGGAUUUUCCGCCUGGUCAUUGGAGUAAGAUUGUGUGAUAUUGUGAUUUGGUAGCUCAUACAUAGAGCAACUUGUGUAUUAAAGAGCCUUAAACAUAAUAAUCCACUAUAAUGAAAGUAUUUUACCACUAUGUAAACAGAAGAAGCAUUUGUUGGAGUAGUUGAUUAAGAUUAAAGAAGUUUUUUGUGGGGUCCUAACACAGAAAUGAAGAAAACAAUUCAGGUAUUCUUGGAUUUGAAGUGAUCCUCCCCUCUUUGCCCCCUGCCCCCCUUUAAGUUUGGCUGUGUGUGUCUGUCCAUAACAAAUUCAAACCUGUAAUCCACACAAGGUGGUAAAGAGAUGUGAAACCCUCCCUGCACCCUCAGGCUAUAAUCCAGACUCCCACUCUGCUCUUCUGCUCUAGGGUGUUAGGGGCUAACUUCCCUCCAGCUAUCUUUCAUAUGGGGCGGCUGCAUGCUUUUUCGAUUAAAACAACAGUUCUUUGAGGUUACUUUCUGGGUAGUUAGCUGAGAAAAACUUUAUAGACGAUGAUCAAAAACAAGACUGAGAGAAAAACUUUGACAUUGCAAUCCAAAAAAUAUUCUUUAUUGGAAGUACAAUAAACUUGUGAGACUUCACAGCAGGUAUGUAUUGACAAAUCAAAGAUGUUGGACUUAAAAUCAAAGUUCAGUUGAUGAAUUUACUUGUUUGGUACUCGUUUUAUGUUAAUCAAAAGGGUUGUCAUUCUUGUUAGUAUCACUGAGGACUUGUCGUUGGAUAUAUGUUUGAAAUCUGUCAAUGUAGGUGCCAAGCGUAAUGUGCAAAAAGCAACCUAAUAGUUCAAAGUGUUUUCUACUUGCUCAAAAUAAAAUAUUCCAAAUCCACUGGUCUUAUUUGGAAACAGUGGCAUCAAGAGUUCUGUUACCUUUCCCUACAAAAUUUCACCUUGAAAAUGGACUUCUCAACCCAGUGAGUGAGGUGGUUAUACUUUAUUGACUGUAUAUGUCAACUGCUGCUACAACCAGAAAGUGUUAAACUGUUAAAAUUAUAUAUUAAAGCAGACCAUAUGUAAAGCACAGUUUCCAGCAGGCCCUUAAUGUCAAACAAGAACUCAAAAUGCACUCGCUGUUAUGUAUUACCCUAAAAACAAGCUGUGCGCAAAAUAAGAGCACACAUUACUUCUAUAUUGCUGCACUUCAGGGUGAAAGAAGCACUUUAAAGUGCUGGAUAACCUUUUCCUCACUUUGUGUUUAAACAUAUUCAUCAGAAAAAUAAAGUCUCUUUUCAAAUACAACAAAACUCACAGGCAAACAAAACUUGUGCCAGAAUAACAAGCUUGUUCUCUUCUCCUGGCCUUUGCGCUGACCCUCUGUAUGACAAAUCACAAUAUUGCCACAAGUGUUAAACAGCCUCUCAGCAGGGUGCGGGUGGCAGGGAUACAGAGGUGGGCUUUUUGGCCAAAUGGCAGACGUUUGCAGAGUUGACCUUGUGCGGCUUCCACUGCAGGGGAUCAUUCUCUCUGUCUGCUGCUGGAGUCUGUGAGGAGCUGUUUAGCUCAGCCCUUAAUUGCCUCUGUGAUACAUCGUCUUGAAUUCACUAUCUGUUUUCCGUCGUAGACAGAUUUUUCUAAGGAUUUCUCUUCCUCUAGCUGCAGUGGCUUUAGUAGAAAAAGCUUUAGGAGGAGCUGUGGCUCUGUUCUUAGCUUGUUCUCUGACCCUAUUUACCGAAUGCUGAAGCAUUAAUCAUAACAUUGGUGUGACAUGUAGGACUUCCCCCAUCGAGGGUAUUGUUUAUUAAUCAUUAUGUUGUCCAGUAUUGUCUUAUUAAUCUGUCAUUUUCUCUGACAUUGUCUCCAGGGCUUAGUCCUGCUUUGUUGUCCAACGAAUGAAGCACAAAAAAUAAGGUAUGACAGGCUGAGUCAAACAGAGCCGUUGACUCAAAUUUGCAAAAGCCCAGACUAGAUACAGUGCUGUGAAACGAAUCAACACCCAUACAUUUACAUUGUGAUUUGAGCUCUGUUUGUUCAACGGCAUCGUUGCCAGCUGCAAGUCUCGGUGGGAGUAGCCACAGUGUCAAAGUCCCUGAAAAGAAGAAGUAAACACAGAAAAAGUAAAUCAAAAACAGCCUGCGGCCUGCAACAAAUCCCACAACACUCUCAGUCAGUUGCAGGCGACAAUAUAUAGAGUUUUACUUUGGCUCGGUUUUUCUGCUGCUUCACUGAAACGUAUUUCAUGUUUAACCCUCUGAAAGCUCCUCCAUAUCAGACUUAUUAAGUCCUUCUGUGAUAUCUGAAGCAAGGAGAAACAUUCUAGUAAAGGAACGUAAUAUCCUUUUAAGACCACAUCUACUUUACAGAUAGUCUUCUAUAUUAUACUUGAUUCAUACACAACUUUCAGUUAAGUCGCAGGAUUAUGCCUCAGUAUUAGUGUGAGACUCAAGCGCUUACUUACCCACUUCAUUUCCUGCAAGUGAACACAUAAUUCUUCCUUCAAGCAUCCCCUCGGGGGUUCUGCUAUCAUGUAUUUACACACUUUAAAAGAUGCAGUAAAUAAACGGCUUGAUUUAAGGAUUGAUUUGUGUUGUGCAGUACAACUUUCACAUUACUGUCGGGGGCUGUAUUUUGCGUGAUUUCUAGAUGUCCUCAAAAACUCCCGACUUUCUCACUGCUAACAAAAAGAGGAUGCAAAACAAUCUGAACAAUGCUGCAAAAGCGAGAUGCUGUUUUGAUCAAAGCUUAGGAAUAAGUUUCAAAAAGUGCUUCUGUAGAUUAGAACACAACUUUUGAGGUUUCAACCCCAACACCUACCAUUACAUAAUCGUAAUUUUGCGCCUAAACAUGACUAACAACAAUCUAUUUUGUCUUUUAAAUCCAAUGCAGCAGUACUAGGUUAUCUUUUUUCUAAACCAAUCACUGCCUAUGUCUUUUAAACCUGAAAAACAUCAUCCUAAGUUUAUAUUAAAGUUCCUUAUAUACAGGGAUCAGCCCAGCCUCUCUUUUGUUUACAGCUCAUCCAUAAUCUCUGGACAGACUUCUGUCAGGCUCCAGUAGAACAGACAGCAUCACACCAGUCUUAGUUUCAUCACACUGCCUCUCUGUGAGGUUAAUUGUCUUUAAAAUUUUCUGCCGCUUGUUUUGAAGGCCUUACACGGUCCAGACGACGAGUUUAUCUCUAAGUGCCUGCGGUGCCUCGAUUUGUCUAAAUCCCCUCAGUCAUUUAACGGGGGGUAUUUGUUUGUGCCAAGAUCAUACAGCCGCAGUUGUCUGCGCAGCGGUGGAAUUCAUUCUCUGUCUGUGUUUGGUCAGCUUAGGCCUUCCUUUGAAAUGUUUGUUGUGUUGGACAUCACUCUGUUGUUUAUCAUGUUUAUUUUCGUCUGUUUUUGCUCCUGGGUGGUUCAAACACUUUCUGCAACUUUGUCGUGCGGAGGGAUGUGAUGUAUGGAUUUAGUCUUUAGGGAUUUAUCACAACACAUAGUGCAGACAGGAGUGAGAAUGUGCAUCUGGAUAAUUACAUGUUGUAACCCUUGCUAUUUGGCAUCAGAAUAGGGCUGGGCAAUAAACCGAACAUUUACCAAUACCGAAAUUUGUCAUUUUGCCCAUAUCGGUAUAUUCGGUGUCAAAAAAACAAAUAAAUAAAAGUUGGUUUUGGAUGUGUGUAGGUAGGCGAUGGUCUCAUGUCCCUUUAAGACGCUGUCCUACAUCAGAGACGUGACUCCACCUCAUCCAGUCUGUAACAAAGAGGGAAAGACAGGUGAGGAGAUGGAGGACGGUUCAAAAGUUGUAGCGGCUGAAGUAGAUAAAGUUAGUGUGGGAGGGUGUGAGCAGCUUGUGGAGUAGUUAUCGUCCAUUUAUCGUUAUUGAGGUGAACUGCUCAAUUUUUCGUGAUAUUGACUUGAGGCCAUUUCGCCCAGCCCUACAUCAGAGUUACUAAUUAUCUGCAUCUUCAUCGUUGUAGACCUGGAAUGUCAGUCACAUGUUGUGUCCAAGUUAUAGCACAGCCACUGACCACAUACACACAAACAUAGAUGAUAGAUGGCACUGUGUAGCCUGGUACAGUUGGGCUUUUAUUAUAUAGAUAAUAGAGAUCAAGUUGGAUUUAGGCUGUGGCAUAAAACUAACUUAGAUGAUGUGCAUCCAGCGCAGCCAUGUGGACUUUAAUCUGCAAAGAGGACUUUGCAAAGUUACCAUUAGACUCUGUGGUCCUGUGUGAACUGAACUGAGCAAAUUUUUGACUGUUUGCUUAGUUUUUUCUUACCUUUAGAUCGGUAGGUAAACUCAAACCAUGUAAACUCAAACCAAUUCAUGUUCAAACGACCAGGAUAUUAAGAAGAUGAAGCAUCUAAUGACCAGACAACAGAGAAAAUACAUUUGAACCUAUCUCUUGAGGAGCUGCAUAAUUGAUGUAUUAUGACUCUGUAAAGGCAAAUAAGAAGUUAGAAAUUGGAGAUGCAGAGGGCAAGAUUUCCCAUCUCCAAAACUGCUCCUAAAAUCAGAUCUUCUUGACUAUAACUCCUCUGGUUUCUAACACAGACAUCUGGUGUAAUUUCUCUGAGCGUAACCCUCAUGACAUCACCAGAGUUGUUUCUCUCUAACUCCCCCAGACUCACGCUGAAGAGUUAUGCAACACUUUUCUCAGUAUCGCCCCUUGAACAGUCAAUUUAACUGUAAUUCAUCAAGCUGACUUCAAAAUCUUCAGAUUGUCGCUGCUGUUUACUUCUUGCCUGUAAUGUUGAGCUAAUGAUGAGCUUCCACUAGAUACAAAUCGAUGAAUAAAUAGCUGUUUUGCACCUCCGUAGAGGGAGAUUUUCAAUUUCUUUAAUUCCAGACCACUUUAUAACAGCAAGCACAACAAGCGCUGCCACUUAAGCUGCUUGUAGCAGUCGCUCAUUUCAACAAUUAUCCAUGCGUCUGACUGAAGUCUUUGUAUUUAGUGAUUUUAUCCGCUGUGUGCCCGGCAUUUCCUGGCGGGGAAGUAGUGUUGAAUAUGCCCCCCGCUGCAGCAACUUUCCCAGUGGGAGCCGGGUAUCAUGAUGUCAACCGCCAGACCUCCUGCUGCAUUUUCUUCCUACCCCAGAGUCUCCCUCCACGGGCUAAAGGAAAAGCACAAAAGUGAUUAGCGCAGCCACUGAAGGGGAGGGGGGGGGCUGUCUGUCUGAAGAGGAAUCUUAAAGAGGGAAAGGGAGCGAGACAGACCGACAGACUAGCACAGAUAACAGAAUUCAUAAGGACUGAUUCAUGGAGACAGUGAGGGAGUGGGGGGUCAAAUGCGUGUGACUGUCAGAGAGCAGAUAAGUAGUUAAGAGGGGAGAUGGGGGGAAAAAGGGGAUUCAAAAAAAGCAGAGGGGAAGAUAAAGGACAAGUUUGGUAAAAGUAAGAUGAUGUGGAGAUGCAUUUGGAUAAAAAGUUAGAAAAAGGAAGAGAAAGGGAAAAAGAAAACAAAAUGAAUUUAACAGCUGACAGGAGACAUUGAAAAAGAAUUAAUGAAUCAGAAAGAGACGACGAAGAUUUUUUUCUCAAGAAAAGCUCGAGUAGAUUGGGUUGACGGGAAAAAAAACAAGUCAUGUUAAAAAUGGCGUUGAGAGUCAAAACAGUCCACUUCCCCUGUUUGACUGCAGUGAGCCAGCUCAGCCUGCAGUCAGACUGGGUGGCAGGGAGACGCGACCACUUGUCGCUGCCUCAGACCGAUUUCAAUCUCCUCCAGUGUUAUGCCCCUCCCAAAUAACAAUCCAUUUCUGACUGCGCUGCUUUUCCUCUGUUUGAAUACAGAACUCAGUGUGAGAGAGGCUCCCCUCCUCUGGUAGUUCCCACAUUUUUUUCACCGGCUUACACUUCACUGUUAUUUUGGAUGAUGGGCAAUAAAGAAAAAUGAUAUAAUACUUUUUAAUCUUAAGUAGUAGCGUUUAUGUUAAAUUAUGCUGAGUGGGCAUAUGUUUCACCCUUUCCCUUUUUUUAUUUGCACAUAAAUCAGAAAAAACUCCAACUUCUUAUUCUGACAAGUAAAAAAUAAGAACAAAAUAAGGAGAAAAAUUGCUUUCUGCUCUCUGGUUUCACUUCAACCCUUAUUUUUAUUACUCAGACAAACUCUGCAGGACUCUGCAGCAAACUCAGCAACUUUCCAGUGUUAUCUCCCCAUUUUUCUUUCACUUUCUAUAACAGGAAACAUAUUUUAGUCUCCCCUCGCUGCGAGGGAGCCUUGUGUUAAAUUGUGUUAAACUCUGUCCUCAAGCAGACCUAAAAGCCAAAAAGUUUUCACCUUUUUUGUGUGAAAGUAUUGAAUAAUGACCUUUUGAUACUUAUUUAAUGCCAGGUCUUUACCUUUUAUGUCACGUAAAUGUUUUUAAACUACAGUAUAGCAUUACUGCAGAGGCCAAGCUUGGCUCUAAAGUUCACAUAUAGAAACUGCACAAGCCUGAGAAGCAGGGCAGUCCAUAAUGUUCAUCAUUAUAGAUCAUUAUAGGCUCCAUAUUAUGACUCUUCUCUGUAUCUUGUCUGACCUUCUCUUGACCAUCAUUACUGUGGGACAGCAAGGUCCGGCACCCUGAGGCUCCAUGCUCCUCACUCUGCAGCAGCUUGACUUCUGGAUGGCUCAUUAGUAGCAGGCAAGAUAAACGCCUCAUCAGCAUGGCGACCACUUGUGCUCAUUUUAACAUGCCUGCUGUCUGCACAGAUAAGGCAUGGCAUUAUGUGCGCUUAUCUCAUGGUCUGUCUGACCAUGGUUAUGCCCUGCAUGGGAUUGCACAAAUGCAGGAAACAUACCUGUGUAUUAGGACUGAAGUUGGAAGAUUCCAGACUGACUCGCCCAAGCCGAAGUCAAAAGCGAAUGGUUAGAGGAACUUUUGGGAGGGUUUCUAAUCUCAGGCGAAGCUGGUAUCUGUCUUUGAGCUGACUUUUAUUGAUGAGGGUAAAGUUCCUCAGGGCAGAAACUGAUGUUUAAUCUGUCACUUGCAUAUCCAACAAUUGUUCUCUGAUGAUUUUUUCCUGAAAUGCUUCACGUCACAUUUUUUCAAGACUGAAGAUUCAUAGCUUUGAACUUUGCCCUCCACCAGAGGAAGUUCCAAGAAACCCAAAAAUAGCACUCAAAGAGAAAGUUCAUUUUUCUUCCUCAUAGAUGUACCCUGAUGUCUGAACUGGUCAGCGCUUUACAGUUUCCAGUGUGCAACAGAGUGUCGAAUAAUGGCAGAGCCUCUUGAUUCAAGCACUGGGUGGGUAGUUUUCCUGUUGAUUCAGGUGCUACACUGGUUAAUCUGUAUUUAGAAAGCUGAACUCGCUCUCUGAUGUGUGGCUGUGUGUGUGUUUGUGUGUGUAUCUUUGAUGUGAUGAGACCAUCCUCUCUGAAUUUGAACACUGGGUUUUUCAUUUGCUUAUAUUUCUGUGAUAUGUCAGAAAGCAGAAUGCUCAACUCAAAGUAAAAGCCUUGAGACAUGUGACAGAUUAUUUUAAUCUGCUCACAAACUGUAACUACAACAAAUCCAACAGUCAAACUGGAGAUACUUAAUAAUCUCUUAGCACACGCUGGAGGGAAUGAAGUUACACUUGUCAAACGACUCUCCCUGGCCCAGACACUUCCAUUAGUUAAAUUGUGAAAAGGAAAUCAUAAACUUGAAGCUCGCAGAUCUCUCUUGGAUAUGAUUCAAGACCUUUAUAUUCAUAUUAAGUCUAUUUUCUUGUCACCAAAUAAAAUCAAAUAUAAUAUUUUGCGACUGCCAGACACUUUUAAAAGCAUCAGUGAGCGGGAUUCGUUUUUUCUCUUGUCUCUUGGAAGUCUUGAAAGAGCCGUCAAUCGAUAGCGGAAACCUCUUUCUUCUGGGUUGCAGAGUUGCAAUCAUAAUUGUAAAUAUAAAUGGUUCAUUGAUUGUCCUCUCGACUUCAUUCACUUCAGAAAAAUAAUAAAUAAAAAAUAUAUAACACAGCCUUAGUUGGUAUGCCGCCCUCAUAUAGGAAACCAUUAAUAUUUGCUGGCAAAAAUCAGUCAAGAAAAACGAGCUAAUCUCUGUUGGUUCUACACCAAGCAUAUGUUGUGCAAAGCUACAUUAAUCUUGAAUGAUUGGGAGCAACCGGCGUGCGAUGAAUCUCUAAUGCUUCAAUCUGCUUUGGUUGCUCACAGUUAGUAUAGGAGCUUCUAAAUUAGUCUGUCCAUCCAGCAAUUAACUCUUAGAUGAUUAAUUGUGUUUUUCUAACGCUUUUUUUUUUUGUUGUGUGUAUUUUUGGAAAAAUACUAAGCAUGACUGAAUGAGAAGGUGGCUCUACAUUUUAAAGUUCCUGUGAGGAGUUUUUAGUUGGUUAUUAAACAGACUGAAAUUAAUACCCCUGGUGCUUUAUGAGCCUGAAAAUCAAACAAGAGCAUCAGCAUAGAUACCGAUCAUUUCCAUACUGUUAUUUUAAUGUUUAAAACUCCUGCCGCAGGGUAGGUAUUGGACAAACUUAUUAACAAUACAGUGCAGAUACAGCUUUAAUUUCUUUACUCAAAGAUUCUUGGUGAGUGCUACAUUAAAAGAAACCAAAGAGCUAAGAGGUGAUGGUCCACAGGUGGUGGACACAUACAAAAAGUUCCUCAGAGAAACUUUAGUGUUAGAUUUUAGGGUGUCAAAUGAAAAUUGUGAUAGUACAGAGAAAAACACACUUGAUUGAGUCGAAUCAACCUUCAUCAAAUACUAGAGUAUUGUCAGAAGUGAGCCGCCAGCAGGGCUGAAUGAGCAAAAAACUGAGGAAGUGAACCAUAGACCUUCCAUACGCCACCGUCGGACUUGUUGUUCCGCCGGCUUCCGACAAUGACGAGACGACGGACGAAUGGCUCCCAGAGGUGUAAACAGAGCUAGUGUGAAGACAGGCUGUCUCCAAAACCUGCUAUCACAUCCUCAGUUCCUCUCCAGCAGACAGUGGACACACGCGAAAAAGUCUUGAGCCAUUAAACUGACAAGACUAAUCAGCAAUCUUUCUUUUUUUUUUUUCUCUUUUGUAGAGAUUUUUUUUUUUUUUUUUUUUUGGAUUUCAGGAGAAGGAGGUGAGAUGGUCAGGAAGCGUGUGUUGCAUGGAGUGUGUAGUAAUGCAGGGGUGAGAGGCCAGGGGACAGUGCAGGCCCCUGCAGAGCACUGAUAAGGGCUUGUUUACCUUCCUGUGGAUGGUCAGGCCUCAAUCUGCAGCUGCGGAAACGCCAGGACAAUAGGUGUGUGUGUAUAUGAGUGUGUGUGUGGAGUAAAGAGAGAGAGAGACUUGAAGCUCUUCCUCUCCCUUUCCAACAAACUCUGAUAGGACGUCUGACCCCUCCCUCCCCAUGCCUCUGCCUCCCCCAUCAUGACUCCGCCGUCCGACCCUGGACACAAACAGUUUAUUCUCCCCUAAGGGAACCAGGGAGACAGCUUGGCUUGACGGCGUCUGCUGCCAGGGCUUCCCCUCCUGGUUUUUCUCCCUCUCUGUCUUUUUGAAUGCAGCUCUGUGUCCUACGUGUCUUCCUUUUGCAUUUAAACUCAAGGCAAGUAGCUCAAGCUCCUUCUUCAAAAUGACUCACAAUGAGGGAAGGCGUGAAGUCAGGGUGUGAAAUCAAGUUUGGCUUUUUGCUUGCCCGAGGUGAGUGAAAAGGCAGCUAGUUUUUGGACCACAAGUGCUCAAUGCCUUGAAUCUAAAUCUAUUUGGCUAAGAAUUUCAUCAAAAAAUUUCAAAUUCAAGAGCUCUCCACUGCCUGUCAGUUCUCAGCAAUGUCAGAACAUCAAGGAAACUCAAAGCUGAGGCAACAGUGGUACAAACACAGGCAGAGAGUUCUUGAGAUCUUUAAUUCAAUAGCAGUUCACCCUAACAAACAGCUCUGGCAGUAGUAUGGUUAAAAAGAACUUCAGUGCUAUAAAUGCACCAUUUGCACUUAAUUUGCGCCAAUUAUUUUGUCCUGAAAACCGAUGUUAACAUAGACUUCAUUCUUGGUAAAUGACGAUCUCAGAACAAACUUUAAAACAAUCAUUUUAAUUUCAGUGAAGUCUCAGAAGUUACAGAAGAACUUAAACAGCGCAAAAGUGUCUGUUAACCUGCAAUUAUGUGACUUUAAAGUGAGGCUGUUGAAUGAGCAACCAAGCCGUCAGCAAGCCGACCACCAAGUAUGGUAGGCUACUGUCACAACCAGUAUCACCUUAAUCCAACUCAUGUUCAAACAGUAACUACGGCAACUGCACUGGUAACUAAAUUAAAUGUAGCGUCAAACCAAGAUGGCUACCGUGAAACAAGGAAACACACUGAGUAUACGGUCUAAGCCAACACUGAGAGUGGCAGACAUAAAUACCCUACAGGUGCUGUUACCCAGUAUCUGGAUGAGCAGAUUGUGCUUUUUUCCAGUGGAGUAACCGGCAAUCAAGUCAGUGCUUCAGAAAUUUGCUUCAGAAAGUUACCGAAAGAUUUAUGGUUUAUUUCCAAUCUACAAAGGCUUUAUACAAUCUUGCUCAAGUUGUUUGUGAUCCAUCUUACCAUGUAAGGUUGAAAACUGAAAAUGCAUAAAAGUACUCUCAGUCAAUCAUGGCGAACAGUCUCAGCGGAAAUCCUAAAUAGAGUUAGAAAAUAUGCCUUAAUACUUAGAUUUCUAGUAAGCCUGAUUAGAAAUUCUAUUUUUACCGUUGAUCAAUUCUUGUUUGGCAGAAUUCAUGCUUCCUGCUUAUUUUGACUUCAGUGGAAACAGCAGAGCUGCCAUUUUUUUCUUCAUUAAGCUGAAUCGCUCUUAGUUUCUGCGGACUGAAAUGUUCAGAAAUGUUCAAAAAAAGAAGUGAUGAUCUGUUCACUUAGAUAUACAGUAACUAAUAAAAGGUUUCUGCUUGUUGUACUUCUGUUUUCUGUGAAGUAACAGACAGUCAGGAGCCGCGGUAGGUCAUGUCCUGGACAAAUAACGAAACAGAAACUUUGAAUCAUUGGUAUUAACUGUAACACACUGUCCAUAUAAGCUCACCUUGCUAGGCUUGGCCUACAAGUUGACUCAACUUGAUCAGGCAAACCCCUGCUACCAACUUACCUAUAUAUUGUUGUAUUUAUGCUUACACCACAACUUUAACUACUAAAUCGUAGUAGAGCAGCAAAAGUUGUAACCAAUGUUGCCCGAAAAAAAACACAAUACAUUCAGGUGCAAAACAAAAUCUUGAGCCAAGUUUCCAGAUAUCUGAGGUGUUAGAAGACUGAUAUUAACUAAAGAUAGUGAUUGUCAAUCUGAUCCCAAAAUGGUCCUAGUAGUUGGACUGACUUCUCGGUAUUGUAAAGAUGUAUGCUUUUCAAUAUGCAAAGGGAUCUACUGUCAAGGCAGUAAGGGAAGAAAGCAGAUACACCCUUGAAAAGUGAGGACACCAGAUUAAAAGAAGAGUUCUCCUUGUUAGCUGGUAGACUCUUAGUUGCAGCAGAAAGCACAGAAUUGCUGAGGGCGAUUUAAAGUGCAUCAUACUGUAAGUUUUUCAUCACCUCCAGAAAUUGGCCCAGUCUACAAAACUGGGUUUUCUCCAAAGGCUGCCUCACUAGCAGUAAAUUGGCUGUUAUCGAUCCUGGCUGCACACUUGUGAAGCUUAAUUUCAUGAGCGUUCAAUCAGUUUCCCAUAACAUCUUUUAAUAUAUUUCUAGUUAAAUAAAAGCAGCCAUUAAGCUUGGCAAUUUUGCAAUAUUAUGUUGUUAAAAUGGUAAUUAGCAGCAGUCUGUUCAGGCAUAGAAACUCUUGAUAUCCAUUUAAUUUGACGUGAGUGAAGUUUGCAUUGGACCAAACUUUGAGAUUGAUUCUGAUUAUAAGCACUUUUCAUAGAUUAAGCUCAUUUUUAUUGCUUGGUAAUGUUCUGCAGUGUUUUUCAUUCACAUCUCUCGGUCAUACCUAAAAUCUAAAUGGAGAUCACCAGUAUCCAUAAACAUGUCCUCUCAGGGAAUGGGAAAUGGAGGGGACUGAUAUAAGUAGAUAAAAAGGACAGGGAAUGGAAUGGCUCUUCUAUACCUCAUUUACCAGCAAACAGCUUAGCGGAGCCAUUGGCAUUUCCGGGGUCAAGAGGGCAAAAUGAAUGUUCUUCAUAUCCUAUGGUGACUCAUAAAACUGAAACCAGUGGCAAAGGCGUGCACACACACACACACACAACCACACAGGCUUGCCGAGCCUUACACUGUCUGUGUGAUUUAUACCAGAACCUCUCGGGCGACAGUCAUGGGCCGUUGACUCUGUCACCACAGAACAAGAGAGAAAUAACUUUAUGGAUGUGGAUAUUGAGCAACAGACAUUAACACAGAGGGCCAGAAUAACAGGAAACCAGCCUUGACCUCUGGGGUGAGGGGGAGCCAGAGAUGGAGAAGGAGUGUGGGGGGCUCUCCAUCUUGUUUUGGGAGAAAAGCUGCAGUCCAAAACUGAGCUGACUAAAAAAAAAAAAGAAAAGGAGGUGCCAUGAUGUUGUAACACUUGUAACAUAGCUCCCCUAAUUAGAGCCAAAUGUCGUCUUACUUACUCCCACAGAAAACAAAAUUCUAAAGCAGAGUGGGAUCUCUUUGUGUGGAUUAAAGUAACAUGUAAUCAGCUUUUCUUUUUAUUAAUACUGUUGGCCAGAGAUGUGAUGAAUAAAUAAAUAAAUGUAUUGAAGUAAUCAAUAAGAGUCCACUUCAUUGUGGGCACAACAAAGGCAGGAGAGAGAGCGAGAGAGAGAGCUGGUUGUGUAACAUGUUCUAGCACAUUCUCUCUUUUUUUUCCAUGGCAUUCACCGUUUUCUAUCCCAUUUUAUCUUUAUCUCUGUCCAUCCUCUGCCACUGCAAGCACUGACAUUGCCUCGACCAAGGUUUUUGAUUAGUGCCGCUUCUAAAUAAAGCACAUCCUGUUGACCUUCCAAACUUUGUAAUUUCCUAUUAACCCUUUCCUCUCUUCUUCUUCUCUCUUUCUCUUUUUUUUUUUGGUCUUGUUUGGCUUGUUUCUACAGCCCAUCUCCCCUCUGAGCGAUUGAAGCCUGCUGGGUAAACAGACCAAAUAUAUCAUAAAAGUCAUUGGACCGGUACGUCAUGCAGCAUUUGCUUACUAAAUUAGUUGUGUCUGCUGUGAUAUCACUCUUGCUGGCUUAUAUGCUUCAGCACCAGCUGUUUUAGGACUGAUUGAGGUGUGCACAGCCGAUGCUUGGGCAUAUAUUGCUGAAAUUCAUCUUACAGUUGAAAUGCUUGUCCAAUACCUAGGUGCAGGACUGAAGAGUUCUGAUUGAUUUUAUAAGAGGGUGAAAUACUUGAUCUCUCAUCAAGGUGUAAUUUAAAACAGGGACUUGGACUCUUUGCUGGAAUUUUUGAAACUUGUACAUUUAUAUCAAGUUCAAGAUUGUAUGGCUGCUUCUGUACAGCUUGCCUGGAAGACGGUGUGGCGUGGUUUGGCAGUAUUUUGAUUUAGGCAUGGACAUGAAAUUGUAUGCAGGCUGUGUCUGUUUGAAUUGUCCUAUAAUCUAUCAGCCAGAGCAAUGAGAACAACCAGCACUGGCAUGUGGACAUAGCAAAGAUGACCAAAAUGUCAGCUCUACCUAUGUCAGCCACAUGUUCAGCAGUGUCAAAAAAACUCUGCUUACUGUGAUUUCUGUGUGAGUAGUUUGAUUAUCAGAACUUAAAUUUCAGUUUAAACGACCCACAAAUUAAAACUGUGAAUAUUUAUGCACUGAUUUUUUUUAUUUUAUUUCAAGUUUCACUGAAAUAAUUUGCUGAUUUCUGAUCAUAUUUAUUAUUAAAUACACGUCAUGACAGUUAUCUUCUUUUUGCUGUGACUCAGCAUAAUUAAAGGAGUUUUGAAGAUUGUGUGUUUGUAGUUAAAAUUGCAGUGCAACUGAUGCCAAAAUGUGGUUAACUAAAGUUGGUUAGCUCAUUUAACUAAUGUUUUUUUAAUCACCAAAACUGUAAAUUCUAGGGGUGGGAGACAGAAUCGAUACAGCAUUGUAUCUGGAUAUUUUAUCUGGUGAUAUAUCAUUUCUUUUACCAAGUAUCGCUUUUUCAAAUUAAUUGUUAAUAUGAAGUCGGAUCUAUGAUAAUAGAAAAAUAAAAUCAACUGUUUGUCCAGUGAGGUUGGCAGAGGUGACAUCAUAGAGCGGGAGACAGUUAGUACAACAAAUAUAUAUGAGGUUUGCAAGAUGUGCUACGUGAAAAUAAAACAUUGUGUAAAUAAGAAAAAAAUAAAGGAAAGACAAAUGCUAAAUUAGCUAAACAGUUGAAAAAAUUGUAUAAAUGGCAACAUAUGCUAUCGCAAUACUCACUGUAUUGCAAAAUGUUAAAAAUCGCAAUAAUAUCGUAUCAUGGCCCAAGUAUUGUGAUAAUAUCGUAUCAUGUCCCAAGUAUCAUGAUAAUAUCAUAUCGUGGCCCAAGUAUUGUAAUAAUAUCAUAUUGUGGCCCAAGUAUCGUGAUAAUUUCAUAUCCUUGCAGCCAAUGGUGAUUCCUGCCCCUAGUAAAUUCAUGAGGUUUGUCCACAUUUUCAAGCAACUGUGGAUCAAAGUAGAACAAUGCUUUGCUAUUAUUGCUUUUAUUUUAUAUCAGGUACUUAGGAGAGGAAAAAAAGUGUAGUUAGUUUUGCCCACUGCUUGGUUCUUUUAAAAAGUUACAUGUAUUGUCAGCUGGAGUUUAAUCAGCAGAACUCUAUUCCCCUGAUGUGAUUCAUUUGCAGGUUACAGACAGAGUGUAGGAGUUAAAUUGCCUUUUUUGAAAAGACAAUAUGCCUUAAUAUUUAAAGGCUGUUUUCUGUGGUUACACAGUGAGAAAUCUGUCCAAAUGAGCCACAAAACUUGGCUCACUAACGCAGACUCGAACCAUCCAGUUUGAAUUCACUCUUUCAUGUGCACCAACUUUAGAGUAGGGAACUCAGUGGUGAAUAAUGUGAAGUCUUUGUGAUGGCUUAAAUCCAAAUCCAAGACCCUGACCUCCAUGGUUAUUUGUACCAAAACUACAAUACCACACGUGUCACACAAUGCUUGAGUUGGACCCUUUCAUCUAUAAUGAGUAAAAGGUGGGAGACAGGCCAGGGGAGAUAUUCUUGAUUAAGUUGGAAAAGACAGCUGACCUCCUUAAACUGUACUCCCCUCUUUUCUUCUUAAGGAAAGAGGAAGUUUUCUGGAGAAUUUUUUAGUCCCUGCCAACUUCAAACGGGUUAUAGUGAGCCAGUGCACACGCACAUUCACGCUAAUCUCACUCAAGUACACACACACACACAUCGCCCAGGUCAAACACCGAGCAUUUAUACCCAACCUCAUCCAUGACCGCACAGCCUUGGCUUGAUUAAUUCUGCCUCCAGAGACACGGAUCCCCAGGUUAAACAGCAGGCUCAUAGCAGGGAGCAGAGCGAGCAGGCGUGAUGGAUGACUGCAGCCCCGUGUCCUGACACGUCUGAUAAACGUGAACCCACAGAUUCGUUUUUAAACAAUGUAGUCCUACCCACACAUUUAACACCCAUACUCUGAGACCAGGGGGAAGCUUUCAGAAUGACUAAUGCCAAAUUUAACUCCUCUUAGACAAGGUAUCCAUAACAUAGCUGGGCUCAUCUGUCUCUUAAAUAAUAGCUCUUUGGCCUUCACACAUAUAGGUCUUCAUUUAUGUGCAAAUUAUCAGGAUGUUUGAGGAUAGAGUUAUAAUCCCCCAAUACCUGGCAUUUGACACAGAAGAUGAGCUUAUGUGGGAAUUUUCACAUUCAUGUCUGAGGAAAGAGAUUAUUUGUGCUGACACCGCCUCACCAUUUCCUUCUUGAUUUUCCUUCCAGCUUCAAGUCAGACAUGCGUUCCAAUGGAGGUUAAUGACAACCCGUGGGUGCGUGUGAGCGAGAUGCUAAUUGGCUGCUGGACCAGCUUCAUCACAGAGGACAAGGCAGAGGUCCACAUCCUUAAUCUGAACUUUGCUGCCGGCCAGGUAAGCAUGUCAAGGUUGAACUAAUGAGAUGUUGAGCAACUAGGGCUAAUUAUGUAAAUGUGCACCGUCUGUGUGACUGGGAGUAAGAAGUAAGAUGCUCUUAAAAGGGGCCACAUUAAAGUAAAAAAAAAAAAACUCCAUCUGAAUGCUUAAAAUGUAAGGUGGCUCAUGACAUACACAAGACACAAAUCAGCAUGGGUGGACCAGACCGAGACCCGCUGCUUAUAUACUGAGGCUAAUAGCAAACACACAGCAGCUUGGCAGGCAGGUGAGAAGAGAGGUCAAAACCCCAGCCACACUUGUGAUGUACAGACCAACUUUUAUAAGACCAGCUUGCUUGCGGUUUUGACCUCCUCUGACUUUUCCCCUUCUCCGUGUUACUUUCGAAGUGGUUGAGCUCCUUCCAAAAAAAAAAAAAAAAAACCUCACUGUGCUCUGCCAGGUGAACAGGUCAUAUAAUCUGUGAGACUUAGCACAGAUUGCUUGCGGGCAGGAGAAAAACUGCAGAUGUAGUUAAAAAAAAAAAAGUUAGAGCGCAUUUCACUGAAAUAAACAAGAUAAACUUUGGUAGGGAGAGCGCUAACAAUGUUUUAGCUCCGUACAUUUAAAGGAUAAAUCUUAGAUGUAAAACGUUUUUCAGGCAGUGCAGGUUUACAGCGUAGUUGAAAAAUGUCUUUAAUCUCUACUCCUUAUUUCUGAAUUUGUUUCAAAUGUCUAUAGGUAUUUUUUUUUCUACUACUUAUCAGUUUUGAUUUAACCAAGGCAUGAGGCUGCACCUAAUUAAGCAUAAAAAGGGGCGUGGCUAAUUUGUUGUAUCUGUUUAUUAGGCGGCAAGGCUAUGGCCCCUUCUCUACCUCUCUAUUGGUUUAAAGAUGAAUUCAAAGUUCCUUCUUUUUACUGCUUCUCAAAACCUCACUAAAAUUGCAGGUGAGCGGUGCAUUAGGUCAUUUUGACGGUUAAAACUUUUAACUUUAAGGAAUGACACCAGAAAACUUUUAAUCUAUAUGUUGUUAUUGCAGAAGAGGGCUCCAUUUUUCACUGUCUUACUUUGUUCGGUCAGCUCACAUUAGUCAUUUCUUUAUCGGCUCGCUCUGUUUGUUUGCCUCCGCUGUUUGUUCUCACUUAGAGUUCUAUCUGGAGCUCUUUCACCGGGCUGGUGUUAAGCAACUGUUGUUUACCUAUUGUCUCUUUUUAUUCUCCACUCUGCUGGGCAGUCUUUCUUGUUUAGCGAUGAUUAUGAGGAGGGAAGCAGCUGUGCCGUGUGCCAUCACAGGAAGGUGCAACACAAUACCCACCUUAAACCAUCUCCUCUUUAUAUCCUUCAGGCUCCUUUAAAAAGCUGAAAGAUAUAAGUAGGGGCAGAGCACUGUCAUAUUUUUUUCUCUUUGUAAAGAAAUCUUUUCAAAUGAGUUAAGCGGAGAUGCUACUCUUUCAGGAUGAAUUCUUUUAAAUUGGAUGUUUAAGGAUCCUGAAGUUAAGUUAUGAUGUUACACAAAGAAACAUUAGCUCAACAAUAAUGGUUGUCAGCAUAAAUGAUCUUUCUUUUAGACCAGUGGUUCCCAAACUUUUUCUUUCCCCAAUUAAAGGACAAGUAAAAAUCUCAAGGCACACCUAUUGUGCAAAAGGAGCUACGCCGUUACAUUCAGGUUACGUUACCCAUGCUGCUCGCUAUAAGCUUGAACGUUACCCUUCACGUUAGUGGAAGAGGGUCCGACAGGAUUUGAUGCGCUCGUUGAUGACUCAAAACAAGUCAAAAAUAAAGUUGUGUGUUGUUGUGCUCACACAGUGCGAGUAGAAAUCAUUAGUGCCGCAUUGAUAAUAAUGCUACUAAUGCUAUUAAUGCUACUCGCUAUGUCGACCGCGUAUAAGCUUGAACGUUACCUUUUACGUUGAUAGAAGAGGGUCUGACAGGAUUUGAUGCGCUCCUUGAUGACUCAGAGCAAGUCGGAAAUAACGUUGUGCGAGUAGAAUCAUUAGUGGCGCAUUAAUAUUAAUGAUCAUGUGAAAUUUCAGUAGCGGCAGACGUAAUUUAUGAAUGUAGAGGAAACACUGCUGAUACAUAUGAGUAUGAGGUAGAACUAUCUGAGAUAAAAACUCUUUUUUUUUUUUUUAGAUGUGGCGGCUUUUAUUUAGCCGUGUCAGUGCGCCACGUUCAGUUACAUGUAGGGGAAACCCUGAAAUGUGCAUAAUUACCUACUGAUGCCAAAUUAAAAGUGACAAAUUUUCCCUCUUGCAUGUUUCUCAGUUUUAAGGUUGUUUAUAAUUCCCGCCUUCACAACUGCGCAAACAGAGAAAUAUGUGGUUCUCUUUGAGGAUUUUUUUCUUCUAAGAAUUAUCUUUAGGUGUAGAGUUUGCCUGUUUGUAUGAAAUGAUUGCAUACAAAGUACUGAUAUAGUAAAUAAAAAAAAAAUAUUUUUGUGUAGUUGUAUAUCACAAAAUCCCAUGGCACACUCGGGCUUGCCUCACAGCACACCAGUGCGCCGCGGCACACAGUUUGGGAAUCAAUGUUCUCGACAAAGUAUAAUAUGAGUGUGAAUCUCCUAAUAUGAGGCAUUGAGACAUCUUCGUUUUGAGAUCUUUCACAUGAACUACCCUCUACUGCAGCCACUACUUUAACCCUGCCAUCACAUGAAAGCUCCUGUGGGGAAUAUGCUAUGUAAAAAGGCUUGUAUCCUCUGCACCCAUGUAGUCCUUGACCCUGGUUCGACUCGCAGCCAUGAUGCUCUGCUCUCAAUAUUUUCUGUCUCUCUUUAGCUGUCCUAGAAUAAUGACAGUAAAAUCAACUUGAAUAGAGAAAAAAUCAUUUCUUUGUUCAGGGGGACCAAAAGUUCCUUCCUGUACCUUUAAAUUGUACUGUUUUGUAAGCAGAGAAGAUUAAAUAUUUAAGGCUAAUUUAACCAGUAAUCUACAUGUUUUUGACCAACUCAGCCAAUUCAGUUGUUUGUUCUUUUAUGUAAAAGUUUGAAAGGCCAGGGCUCGCUAAUAAAAGAGAUUUCAUAUCUCAUUGGGGAUAAUUCUAGUUAAAGGUUGGUUUUAAGAGACCUGUAGGGUUAAACUGGGUAAGCAGAUAAUUCCUUUUCCUUUUAAAACUGGGUUAUCAGCGUGAUGUUGCGGAGCUGUUUUGCCCUUUGUCUCAGCUAAUGGACUGCAGCUUUACGGCAUUUUUAAUGGACUGGAAAUCAGAAAAAGCAAACAGAUUUGAACUAAAUGAGGCCUGAAGGGUACAAACCAGACACAUAAUGUUAUGUAGGAGAUUAGGAAACGGCACAUCCCAGUUUUGAAACUUUGUACAAAGACUGGUGCAAGUUCUCAGUCUAAAUUGGUGUGGGGGUUUGAUGGAGGUUGCAAAAGGAAUUUGGCUCAGGAUCAGGGUGAUGCAGUGGAUGUUUGACAGAGUUAGCAUAUCCUGCUCUCAUUUGGGACCAUGAGUGGAUGCUUUAUCAUACCAAAGAAGAGAGUGCACAUAAAUUCUCAUCACAGAGCCCUCUUAUCUGGUCUUGACUGUCUGUUUAGAGGAGAUUUUUCUUCUGAACAUAGAGCAAGGGGAACAGCUUCAUCUCUUGCCAAACCGUCCAGUCAGAAAAGGAGGUUUUUGCUCUCCCCUCCUCCUUUCUUUGUCCUUUAAAUUUUGUUAUCACCCCCUUUCCCAUCCCCUUUUGUUUUUCAUACUGAUUUACAACCUGCCAGAGACAGUCGACUCUCACUCUUCGACCGCGCAGUAUUAGAUAGAGGAGCGUGAAGGGGGGAGCACGGAGCGGCAGAAUUCAUAGGGAGGAACUGCUCAAACAGGGCCCAUUGAUGUCACACACUGGCUCGAGUAGUCUGGGUUUUGGCACGCGGCCGAGACGAGACCAACGGAGCCAAUUCAAGUUAAGGGAGAGAGCCAAAAGAAUAACUGGAAACUACAUCAACGAAGGCCCUUCAAAAAAUGCUCUCGAGAAAAAAAAAAAAGGAAAACAAUUGUGUCUUGAAAGCACAGGAACAAAAAGUAGCAAAAGGUGAGUGAUCAGGGUCAGUCGUGAUUUGGAGUUGAAAGAAAGAAAGUCACAAAGGGAUGAAGGGAGGGAAACAAGACAGAGCGACAAUGAGGCUCAUUAGAGAGGAGUAUUUAAGGAAAGGUAUCUGUGUUGAACUCCAAAGGAAAUACCAUUCAUUCAUUCAGUGGAUGUACGUGCAGCACAAUGCAGGUGAAAACAAGACUUGUGUUUUCGUGAGGACAUUGUGUGAUAAACCAAAGCCUUUCACUUAAAACGCUGUCCCCUUUUAUGGGCCUCCAUUUAUUUUAUUCUCUAACCCUCUGGACCCCUGUAAAAGUUUACAGAGGCGAUGCAGUUUGUUGAGAUGAACAACUCAAUCAAAACAAACAGCUGUCCUUUGAAAUUAGAGGGAGACUGAAAACUAAAAACUUUUACCAUUUAUAAAAUAAAAUCUAUUUUUCAAUCAGUUUCCUGUAAUGUAGAAGUUGGAGCUUCUGAUAUGAAGUUCAAGAUUAAACAUUAACAUAAUAGACGAGACAAAAUUACAUUGAAAUUUCAACAAUCAUUAAUAACACCCAAAUAUCAAGUAAUAAACAAGUUUUAAUGAUAAAUAGAUGAUUUUACAUUCUGCGUUUGAUCCAGUCAUUCAGAGUCACAUUGGAGAUCACUUUAAUAAAAGAAUAAUGUCCCACCUUCAACUUUAAUGUAGAGGUUAAUAAUAAUACAGUCAUAUGCAGUAUCUUCAGCAACUUAUGUAACAUUCCAGUUACCUCAGACGUCGGAUGUCGGAGCUUGGAAUAACGUUACGCCCGAGUUGAUGGUGUUCCAGUUAACAAGUCGGAAAAUCAAGAUGGAUGCCUACAGUUACCUGUUGUUAGCUGUUGUUUACAAUUGUCAGCUGUCGUUAGCCGUUGUCAGUUAUUGUUAGCGGUUGCCAGCUGUUGUUAGCCGUUGUUAGUCGUUGUUAGCGUUUGUCAGUUGUUGUUAGUUGCUGUUAGCGUUUGUCAGCUGUUUUUAGCUGUUGUUAGCGAUACCAGUUGUAAACAACACGUAACACAGUAUUUCAUUCUUACAAACACCAUAGCACCAUGUUCACAGUUAGACGUUGGGCAGUACAACAUAUACCACUUAUUAAAUUUCACAAAAACAAAACAGAAGUGCUAAUAAAUACUACAUUACGAGAGCUUUUACUGUUACUUUUUACUGUUGAUGCACUGUGCCGCCAUCUUGGAUUAUGAUGUUGUCGUCAAGCCGGGUUGGUGAGGAUUGUCCAACUUUCCAAGUCAGAAAUCUGGCUUCGGGGGACGUUCCAGAUGAAUUUCCAACUCGGAGCUCAGAAAUUCUGACUUCCAACUCCGAUAAAAGCCACAACAAGAAAUGUUUGAUUGAUGCUUGUAUAUGACCCGCAAUGGCAAACCAGACCAUCAACGUUAAAAAUGAGCAUUUACUGUCUGUUUCUCUUCAGUCAGUAAUUCACUGAAUGUUAAAUCACAGGUUUCUAUGUUACCUCUGAGACACAACAUAUGACCAACAUUUGGAUUUUCAUCCAAUAAUUACAGAAAUACUUCAUGUACUGAUGAGUAAUUUUGGUGACAGUCUCUACUCAGUCAGUUGACCAAACAAGCGGAUUCCUUGUCUGGAGGGUUAAUCGAUUUUGCUGUGAAGAUUGAUGAGUUUUUACACCCAAAUGUCAAACCAACUAAAAGCAGCUGAAGAAUUCAUAGUGCUGGUCCAAUCUGUUACAAACACUGCCAUGUUUUUAUCUAGGGCUGUGCUCCCCCCUUUGGCUAAUUCAAACAAGACUUAACACAUUUAUGAGCUGCAGAUGACAUUAUGCGAGACCUGGUCUGUAAAGAUACUGGUAAUGUGAUGUGUGUGUAUGUGUGUGAUCCGUCUGUGAGCCGCUCUCACCGGUGCAUCUGGGUUGGCUCAUAGGCAAUUUGUUGAUGGUCUCCUUAGACCUAAUUUGGUCUGAAUAUUUGUGUAGCUCAGGUCUGAGCUCAUCAGGAUUCUCUUGGAUCAAACUCUGGCAGCAUCAGGUAGCGAGUAAAUGAAUUUAAUAUUAGGGAUUCACACUGUCUCCCGCAGCAUGCUCAUUGUCUUCCCAGCAGGCUUCAGCUCUGAAAACAAUCCACUUUCAAAUGAACAUAAUUUAGCGGAAUAAAGAAUUUGCUGUCAAAAAGAAUCACGGUUGAAAGAAAGCAGGAAUGUGUAUUUAUGAGCGUUCAAUUCCCACAAAAGCUUCACACCAGUGAGACAUUUCUUAUGCGUUCAGUCUUAAAACUGAAGCAAUUUCAAACCCUUUCACUUCCCUAAACUUAAUUAUUUUGACACUGUCUCAGAAAUAAACAUUAUUAGAACUCAGGUUCACUGAAAUUCAGUCAGUCUCGAAAAAAAAACCUUCUCUAAACCCGAACUUGUUAUUCUGCAUUGAAAGUCGGCUGUAGCAGCUUUUGCCUGCGAACAUGUGAAGCAUGCUAAUUAUGUCUGAUUCAUGGAACGACUGCGCCGGUGAUUAGCGAAUCACGUCACUAUUGUGUUACCCUCAGCUUGAAAUAUGGUUAAUGAGGUAUUACAUUAUGUGUUAAAUUAUGCUAAUAAGGUUGUAAAUACAGCACACCAGCAGGAUCAGCCACACUAUGAAGAAAAACAGCAUAAAUUAGGAAAUGCAGCCAAUUGCUCAUUAAAUAAAUAUAUAAUUUUGACUUUUUGUCCUUUUGUUUGGAUGUAAGAAUAGACGCGAGCUGUGUAACAUCAUUACUGUUGGUGUCAAUUUGGAGGCAGACGGCAAACAUGAUCCUGCCUCAGACCUGCCGCUGUCUCUGGCACGAUGUCCACACUUCAUUUAAACAAGUGAUUAUCUUUCCAGAUGGAUUUCUGGGUAAAAAUGGAAUCAGCUCUAUUUGUUACAGAUUUUUAUAUACUUCUAUCAAAUUAAUAUGAUCAACAAAUUACUAAAAAAAAAACACCUGAAUACAGUCUGAAAAUGUCCCCUUGUAGUUUAUCAUUUUCCGAAAACAUCUAAUGCAUCAAAUGAGAUAUAGGGAACUUUUUUUUUUUGGUUUUGAAUAGUAAGUGAAAUAAAUAUUUCAGCUCCAAAAAAAUUGAAUUUUCUGGCCAUAAUUUUUGGUUUGAGGCAUUAAAGGGCUACGCGUAAAGAAGCAGGACUACCCCUUUGAACUUUGAACCAAUUAGUUUUACAGUAUUAUACUGUAAAAAUAAUUGCUAUACUUAUAUAUCUUCAACACCUUUACUUCUUUUGGAUAUUAUUAAAAGAUAUCAUGGGCCCCUAAAAAACAACUCAGUAAGUUCAAGGAAAAAUGAAUUAUAGUAACAUUUCUUUCACAUGAAAAUCACAGCAUUACAUUCUGUGUUGGCGUUUAUGCAUUUUAUCAAAGAUUUGAACUUUGAAGAUCAGAUUCUGUGGAACAAGAAUGUAGGAUUGUAAUUUUCACACAACUCUGUACUUGUUUGAUAUUUGGAGCCUGUAAUGUGUUUCAAGUUCACAAGACUACGAAUAAAUGAUUCCCCGCACUCUGCAUCGCAACACAAUUGCGCAACAGACACAGGAAGCGUUCUUUGAUGUUCUCGAAAUGUGUCGUCAAGUUUUCUGUCCUUUUUGAUUUCACUGCUUUGUUUGCAUAACACAGCACACACACUCAGCAUGGUGUUCUUACCGAAAACUCAUUAUUGGCAGCACAGUAGAUCCCAUAUGGAUGACUUCACAGAGUGAGUGAAUAUUUAUGCCACUUUCCUCCUAAUCAGUCCCACUGUUCCAACAGGAGAUUUACACCACCGCCAAACUUCCCCUGCCUACAACACGAAGGCUCACUCCGGAGUCUUUGCUUUUUCUACUGAAUAAUAAAGGGAUAAUAUAAAAGUGAUGAUUUCUUUUAUUAAUACCAUUCUCUCAAGAACAGCACGAGACAGAUAAUAAUGCUAUUGCCACAGCAUCAAGAGGCAUGAAUCAACAUUUUAGGAGUUGGAACCAAUCAGAAUCAAGUAUUGAUAUGUUUACACAGUAUAUAGUUUGACAUAUUUACACUUCUAACACAUGUGUGAGCUGUAACUGUGUCUGUUUUCCCUCUGGUUCAGGUCACAUUCACAGUUUCCUCUUCUUCUUCUUUUAGGAUGUGAACAUGUUCUCUUUGGAGAUGUUAAACGCCAGGCCAAUGAACCUGAUCCUCACAUCGCCAGACACAGUCUACAUUGCGUACAACAUCAACCCCAGUGUCAACAUUUAUGUGAGUAUUGUCUCUUUGUCAUUCAAAGUUAACGCUUUUUCUUGGGUCCAUUCUAGAAAGGAGACUCAACAGGAGUCUAACCCUGAGCUCUGAGCUGAUUUAUGGAACAUUUUUGAGUUUUUGGUUUCCGAAGAGCUGAUUUGGAAUAUUUCUGUCAAGUCAGAGUGAAGCACAUGAAUGAUAACUCUAAAGUCAGUCCAUUUUUUUUUUUUUUGUUUUGUUUUCUUAACUUACUUUAACAGGGCUUGUGACGCAGAUUAGACAUAAUUUUGAACAUAGGCAGGAAUUACUGAUGACCUCUAAAUAAGUUGACCAUGUUUAGUAGUCGUCAGUAAUAUUCCACUCUCUCCUUCUGUUGUUUCUGCUCUUUCAUGCAAGGACAGUGAGCUCUUCCAACAGAGCCAUACCAUGAAAUAUACUGCAACAACUCAGUUACAAUAAUAACCGACUCAAAGUUGAAGUAACUUCUCUUUCUGGGAUAAACUUGAGUGACUCUUCUUUCUAUGACAGAGAAUUAGGGCCACGUUAAGAAAGAAAAAAUUUAAGACUUUUAAAUUUAAGUCAUUCAUUUACAAGAAUAAAGUCAUUACUAACGCAAAUAAAGUUCUGACUUUAUUCUCAUAAAUAAUUACUUUUUUACGACUUUAUUCUCCUAAAUAAUGAUGUUAUUACGACUCUAUUCUUGUAAGUUAUAAUUUUAAUAUAACUUUACUCUCGUAAUUCCUUUAUCACGACUUUAUUGUUGUAAGUUGUGAUUUUAUUACGACUUUGUUCUCACAGGUAAUUACUUUGUUACGACUUUUAAAUCUCGAAAUUUCGACUUAAAUCUCGAAAUUUUGUUUUUUCAUUUCAACUUUUAAAAUUUCAACUUUGAUCUUGACAUUUCGACUUUAAUCUCGAAAUUUAGAGUUUUUUCAUUUCAACUUUUAAAAUUUCAACUUUGAUCUUGAAAUUUCGACUUUAAUCUUGAAAUGGAAAUGAAAAAAAUCUCCCUCCUGUCAUAUUUUUUUUCUCUUCUUGUGGCCCUAAUCCUCUUUCAUAUCCUUCUCAGGUUUCAGUUCCUUCAACCCAUUUGGGGUCAAUAGACUCAUGGAUUGCUAAAUCUACUUUCUGAAACCAGUCCAAGGGUAAAUUCAUGCGUCACAUAGUUUGAUUAUUUCCUGUUUACUGCAUUAUUUCUUUUAGUUCUAUCCAGUUAUGACACACCUACAGCAGUGUGUGUGUGGGACAGUGUUUUUCCAGUAUUGCAUAAUUUCCAGAUUUCUCCACAUGUGCUUAACUCCUGUCUCAUGCCAGCUGUUUUACCAUCCAGUCAGACCGCCCCAGCUGUGCAGCUCUCUGUGCCUGUUGGGAGAGACAGUGAACAAUAUUGGUUUUUCCAUAGAUACUCCCAAGUGGUCACUCUGAAUGAGGCAGUGUGGGUUGUUGUGUUUUUAUUAUCCGCACCAUAAAACCGGAGGGAGAAGUAAGAGCGGCCGAAAUGAGGGGGGGCUGAUGGCAUCAGCUAUAGAAUUAAUGUUCCAGUGAAAUUGGAGAAUCUGACUUUUACACACUGUGCUAAAAUUAUAUCUUUGAGUUAAACCCAGAAAGGCCACAAAACAACUUUUAUUAAGCUGCUUGAGUGUCUAAUUAAAUAGAGGAAUGGCACUCUCAUGAGGACUAAGUGUUUCAGUUUGCACAGGUUGUUCGCUGUACUGUGUCCAAAUGUUUUGGUAUUAAAAUGUCAAAUAAUGAUAAACCUAACAAGGUGGAUGAAACAAAAAUAUUUUCAUUGGGGCAAACUGCUGAGUCCUUAAAUUUACCCUCAUGGAAGAAUACGUUUUAAACUUUUAUACUCAGUACAAACAGCCUUAGAGGAAGCCUUUAUAGACAAUACAAACAGCCUCUUGGGUAGCCUUAAACAGGGAGGAAAAAGGUGCCCAAAUGAAUACGAUUCUCUCAAAGUGAACCACUCGUUUUGAUGUAUUACAGAUUAAACACUUGAUUUUGUCUAGUGGUCAUCAUACAGGAAAGGUUUUAUAAACACAACAUGCUUUUUCAGCCACUGUUGCUCUCCUGUUGCACAGCUGUGCCAACCCCACAUGGUACUUUCUGGUUCCUCUGCCUGUUUCCUUGAUCAAAGUUACUCUUCGUACCCUGAUAAAAAUGUUUUAUUACCUUAGCAGCUGUCAUAAGAGUCUGCACACGUCAGUACAGCUGACAGCUGAAAUACGAUUUCAAACUUCCUCCCUCAGGAAGAAGAAUUACACACAAAAAAAGCAUUUUAUCAGCUUUAGUUUGUUUCUCCUUAAAACCUUCCAAAAGCAUGAUGUUGAUAUUGGUCGUCGGUCAUUUUUUAAAAUCACUGGAGAGUUUGUUUGCUUGAAAUCACUUGGGAUUUAACGGCACCGUUUUCCUCAGUUUUGGGGGAUCAGUGAUUGGCUGAUCUUUACAUAUGAAACCGAUUUUAUCCACCGAUCUUGUCUACCUCAGCAAAGGUCUGAAAGUCAGCCGUUGUAGCUUUUUGCUUGCCAAAAUGACAGGCCCACCCACCGGGUCACAUGUGCACACGUCAGCGUCAGUGCCAGCGGUACACACAACAGUCAUCUGGAGCCUGAUCAACCAAGCAUGUUGAACCCACUACAAGGAAACCUAAAACUCAGGACAGUUUAUUGGUGUUUUUUUGUGUUGUUAGUUUGUCAUGUUUAAAAAACAAAAUUGAUAUCGGCCAAAAUCGGUAUUGGCAGGUCAAGCUUUUUAAAGAUCGGUGAUUGGUGAUAGGCCAAAAAAUUGUGAUUGGUGCACCCCUACUUUAAAUAUUAGAAGCACUUAUUUCACAUUGCACCAAUCACAGAGUUCACAGAGGUUUUCAGCUUUUUAGAGUCUGACUGAACUACAGCGCAGUAUUGUCAUCAAUGUUAGACUUUUCUUGCUGCACCUAAAUGCAUCACUUGGAAGUUGCACAAAAAUGUCUUGUUGAUAGAUGUGUCAUAUUUAAAGUUUAUAACCAUUAAAGAAAUGACUAUAGAAAAAGAUGUCUUAAUGCUAAGAUGUGCGGAAAAGUGGUCAGCUGCUUUAUAAAACAUGCAGACAUGAAUAAUAAAAAGAAAAACCUGUCAGUCAAGACAGAAAACAACUUUAACUGGAAUGUCACCGGUUAGUGAUAUGCUGACAGCAGUGUGAUACCACAUCCUGUAUCAUGUCCUGUCCAGAGCCUGGACAACAUUGCUCGUGACUGCAGGAUGUUUUCGUGGGGAUGAGCAGUAUCACUGGGGGAUAAUAGUGUUUGACUGUUGAUUGCCGUUUAGGAGAAACAGCAUCUGUACUAUGUCAGGGAGAGUACGUCAGAAGCUUGAUAGCUUGGCUUAGUGUCACGAUCACAACAUGUUUAGUCCUCCCUUGAGCUGACAUGAGAACACAGGGUUAAAAGAACAAACAUUAUGAAUCACAAGGGCAGUAAUAAAAAAAAUCCAUCAGGUCAUUUAUAUAAGAAAAACUGCAUAGUAGGCAAUUUUCACUGUUAAAGAGGAUUUGCAGUAUUUUUUUUAACCCGGGUCCUAUUAAAUGUUUUUAUGUGUGAAGAAGACUUCCCAAAAGACCACUUCAGACAGCAGCCGUGACACGACUGUAAUGGUUAUGACAUUGUGACAGCAAAUGCACCCACUGGAAGUCAUGUUUGUUUUUGCCUCUGAAGCAUAUUGUAACAGUGGGUUAAAGGGAUAUUCCAGCCUAAAAUUAAUUUAGAGUCAAACACACUGUAACACGGAGUUAGACACCCUUUUGAGAGAUGAAUGUUGCCGACAUUUUGCUUCUCUAGUUAUACCAACUUUAGUAACAACCGCAGGUUAGCAGUAUAGCGGUCUGAGGAGCCAUAAACAAAUCUCAACCAAAACGCCACUCUAUAACCACAAAUAAUAUUAAUCCAUAUUAAUCAUUUUGCACUGCAGAUGAGGUAGUUCUUCUGCCUUAGCGUCUCGGUCUGAUUGCAUUUCCAUGAAGAAAUGAUCAUAAAUCAUAAACCACAGCAGUCCGUAAUGGACUGGCCUGAGGUCUCACUACAAACAAGCGGCUGCUGGAAGAGAGUAGGUGAGUUGUGUUUAGUCUCUUAGUACUAAAUAAAUUUGGCAAAGUUAAAAAGAUGUUUGGUGGCUAGUGCUGUGGCUAGGACCCUACAUGUACUGUUGAUGAAGUUAGGUGCUGUUCUGAGCAUUAUUUGUGACUAUAGAGCAGCGUUUUGGUUGAGGUUUGUUUACGGCUUCUCACACUGCUGUGUACGCUGGAAUAUCCCUUUAAGAAAGUGUACCAAGUUUCUAUUACCAUUAUUAUUAUUACAGAGGUGAAACUUAAGUCAGACGGUGUUCUGCCAAUUAAAAGUCAGCAUGGAUAACCCAUAGUGGACCCCUCCUCCCUGCUGCUUUAGACAAGAACAUCCAUCCAGAUCAGCAGAAAGAGGAGAUUUUCCUUCGUGGCAUUAGAAUGACAGUGACCUCACCAUCUACAGCUUAUUUUCCAGCUGCUAGCUGAUGCUAUCCACUGGAGCAGUUCCCAAACAUAUGUAUAUAUAUACAGAAUAUACAUAUGUAAUUGUAUCUCUCAGUUCAGUUGGGAGAAUCGAAGGUGUUGAUUUGGUGAAGAAAUGAAGCCAAGCAUCUCAGUCUCAUGCAUCCACCCCAGAGCAGGCACAUGGGAAAGAAGUCUAAUGAGGACUUUUUUAUUAUCCAUACUGAGAUACGCCUCUCUUUCAAAACAUCUUUGAGUUCCUUGAACUUUCCAGUGAGCCUGCAGAAUAUCAAACUGAUUUCUCCGAGUUUAAUCUGUUAAAUUCCACUCUAAUCAUUAAACCCAUUGCCAUUGUUAUUUCCCUCUUUUUCUUUUUCUUCCCGUUUGUCUUUCCAGGCUUCCCCUCCCUGUCUGUCUGGUUCGUCAUGACCGGUUUCCCUCUUUUUUUUUUAUUUUUAAAGUUCCCUUUUACUCUAUUUUUUGAUCUUGCGUCAAUCAAAUAUUCAUGCAGAGAGGCCUGCAGCCCCCUCGGGCUUUCCUUGGUUUCCACCUUUUUUUUUUUUUUAUCAUGUGCCACUUUGUGACGCAAAGACACACUCUCAAAUAGUCACACAAAGCAGACGGUGUCAGAGAGGGAUUUCUAUUAUUUAAAGAAGCGUGCUUGUGUGCUUUUUUAAAAUCCAUCUGUUUGGAAGUUCCUGUAAUGCAGUGGUUCUCAAGUCCAGUCCUCGAGGCCCACUGUCCUGCUCCAACACACCUGAUUCAAAUGAUCAGCUCGUUAUCAAGCUCUGUAAUUGCUUAAUAACGAGCUGAUCAUUUGAAUCAGGUGUGUUGGAGCAGGGAAACAUCCAAAACAUGGAGGACGGGAGGGGCUCGUGGACUGGACUUGAGAACCAGUGCUGUAAUGUGUUAACAAACGAUGAAAAAAACAUUGAUAAGACUGAAAAGGCUGCUGUUUCACUCUCCUGUGUAUUUCAAAGAAAAAAGAUUGGUGUAAGAAAAACUAAAAUGUUGAAUAAAUGUGGUGUUUUUUUUGCGGCAAAACAUGUCUAGUGAUGAUGUUAUUGUGCAAGUUUUAAUUCUAUUUGUGUGUCACUGAACACAAGAGCAGCACUUUCUUUGCACUGAUGACAUGAACCACUUAAAGCAGAAGGACAAAUCCAUGUUGGUUAUACUUAGUGAAAGGUCGAGUCUGAAAUGAGGCCAAAUUUUUCUUUUUCUCUGUCUUGUUAUGUACCAAACGCUUUUUUUUUUUUUCUUUUUUUUUUUUUUUACAUACGUCUUAUCAUCAAGAGGCUCCAUUUUCCCCCCAGCAUAUUUUCUACCCUCUUUAUCAUGCUUAGCUUAAUGUAAACUCCAUUAUUUCCCAUCGGCCCAGACGAGGAAACAGCAGUGUCUAGUCGAUGGGAAUGGAUGUAUAUAUUUAUACCUUGUAUGGAGCCAGAUUCCAGCCGACUGCGGUGACGCACAAAGCUAAAAAAGUCCCAUUUCCUGGCCCCACUCAGGAAGCAAAGGAAAGACCAUGGCUCCAACAGGGUUGUGCAACUGUGCUCGUGGACACUUAACCAUAAUAAACAUUUCUUUUUAACAGGAGCCUGCUUAGAGAAUAGAGGGAGAGUUGGGUGGAGGGUAAGAAAGAGUAAUAGAGGAGAAUGAAAGGGAUAGGCUGAAAUAUGUGAUAUGACAAAAUGUGAGCAGACUGGAGGUAAAUAAAAAUAAAUAUACAGCUGACUCACUGGGUUCUGUGUUUUUGUAGCAGUGUGUAAGAGGCCGACUCACGCCUUCUCAGAAAAUAGGGAGGGGGUCUCCGACUGUGUUUUCUUUCUGGAAAUGGCGUGUCAUGAAAUUAAUUGACAUGACUCUGGCCCUCCUUUACAGAUACACAAUGAUUCCAAGCUUAACCUUUUCGCAAGUACGCCUGUGGGUACCAUCCACAAAGAAGACUUCCCCACUCAGAAUAUGGAGGAGCUGGUCACAUGGGCAAGACAGAAGUUUGGCGGUGUGACGUCAUUCACCACAGUCCACAAUCUAAAAACAAUCACAGCCACAGGAGCAAAAGGUGAGGAUUAUAUCUGUAUGUAUAUUAUGGUUCACGUUAUAAAACUGUUCUCCUGUCAGAUACCUCCUCAGGAAUCCAAUACAAAAUCUGAAAUAUGUCAGCACAUGAAAUAAGAUGAUUUAUAUGACACAGUAUUGAGGGAACUUUUUAGGUCAGCCCAGGUACUGUAGAAGACAAAAAAGUGCUUUACUGUAUAAUUCACCAACAUCCAAGUUUCUUCUAAACAAUAUUUUUGUGCUAAAGAGAGAAAAAUAUUUACAGCCAGCUCAGUAUCAAGCUCCUGCUUACAUAACUCAGCAGCCAGUCUGCAGGAUUGUAAUCAAGGAAUGAUUCAACAUUGUUUCCAGCGGUAUCUCUGCCUACGAAGCUUAUCUUAUCCGAGGUUCCUGAAAGUGAAAUCAUUGAGAAAAUGCCGCUCUGCAAAAAAGCAAUGCUUGUGUUCUCAAACAGUGCUCAAUUUUCUAUAUUCAUUAUAAAUAUUAUAUCUUCUUGAUAAACAAUACAUUUAUUUCCAGAGUCCAAAACAAGUGCUGUGCACUUAGUCUUACUAGAAUAAUAGUGCAUCGUGCAACCUCCUUAAUAAAGGGUACUUGUAUACAGAAAGUAAUCUUAAUACAGUAAAAGAAAAUAAAAGAACUAAUAUGUUGCUCCAAACAUUUUCCUUUGCAGAGUUUAGUUCUUAUAAUUCAGAGCACAUUAUUGUAGAAUGUAUGUACCUCCCUUUAUAGCUUCAUUUAAUACAAAAACAGACCCCAUGCAGUUUUAACUAUUAGCUCUCUAUGCAAGUCAUGCACUGACUGCCAUAUGGCUAUUUCUCCAUCAGAGAGCACCAUAAAUCACAGGGAGAAUAUCCAGUCUGCUGGAACCUAUCUCUGUGUUACAAACCUAUGAACAUUAAACAGUGAAUAAAUGGAAUAAAUCUUAUUUAUCCUGCCCAAGUGGAUGUAACUCCUCAAAAAAACCUUGAACAGAAAUGUUGGUCUGGUUCUUUAUGGAUGUAACACAUGGUGUUACUACAUCUACAUAUGUGGCUGCCAUGCUAGCUGCAGAGAAGCAUAAUAAAAUAUCUGAAAAAGGGACUGUAAUUUAACCCAAUGUACCUCAGAAAAUUGGAAUUAUUUCCCCCUUAUCAUAUAUUAAGCACCAAAAUUGAGGCUGCUUUAGUGUGCAGUGAGACUGAAAAUGUGUAUUCUUUAAAAAGCUGAUUCUGAGGCUUAGUAAACCCUCUGUUCUGCCUCAUGUUUGAAUCACUAAUACCUGUACAUUGACAAGCUUGCCAUAUGGGUGCAUCUCAUGUCUGCUGUGCAAAUCCUCUGCCUGUGUAAAGUGGUGUGUGCUGAGCUUCACGUUCUGAGUGCUGACAGGACAAAUUUGCAUACAACAAAGCAUUUAGGAAGAGGGAUGCUGGGGACAAACGUCCACCAACACUGAAGACAGAGGCCCAGAAACUCUUUGAUUUAAAAUGAGCAUUUACCGCUGACCAAAGGCCGGGCAUCAAGAAUAUUAUUUUUUGCAAUUGCCAGCAGCGGUAGCAGCAGGGAUGCUCUAUGCAAGCACAAUUAUUUCCAAACAAAGCCUGCUCAAGGCAGGGUGAGUCGAGCUCUGACACGAAUGGAGAAAAAGAGAGGUGAACUUUGGUGACGCUUUAAGAGCGCAACUUUAACGUUUUCUUGUGGAUUCAUUAAGUUUUAAUCUCUUAAAUUUCUCCGUUGUUGCUCUUUUGAGCCCGUCUCGUGCUGGAUGUUACAUUAGGUGACGGGUUAACAUCUCUCUCAUUUAAACAUGUUGUUUAAAUUCUGCUAAAAUGCUGCAUUUUCACCCACUCUUAGUUUUUACUGUAGCUGGUGGUUUUACUGACUCAUAGUCCACAAGGACAUUAAAAUUACCCAAGCAGCAGAGCAGUUUACAUCGCUGUUAUGCUGUUUCCCUCAGCUCAUGAUGGGGUGUGAGGUGAACCUGCGUAGGCCUCAUCGUAGGCGUUUCGAAAAAUCUGUGCAAUGACUGCACAGCAGCGUAUUGCCAAGUUGAAGAUUUGCUGACAAAUAUGCACUUGGCCUUUGGGCCUGUUGGGCAUCAAAAUGUGAAAUAAAACUCAGGUCAUAAUAUUGCCAGCGCAGAAGAGGCGUGUUAAGCAGUGUUAAGGAGGCUGCUUUUAAAUCUAAGAUGCCCAGCUUCAGUGACUAAAAGGAGCUUGAAGUUCAUUCGAAAUGACCAUAGCAAAUAACACUGAAUGUUUAGUUUGAAGCUUUUAUUUUUACCUCAGUCUACAGAGGUAAGAGGCUGUCACCUUAAAUUCUAUUUCCAAUUCACUGUAUUUUCACAGCAGCCAAUUUUCCUUGGACUUCAUGCUCGAGGUUGAGCUUCACUGCUGCUCAGUGUCAGGCUGCUCAAGGCUGCUACUCUGCAAAUGCACAUAAUCUGACAAUGAGUGAGAUUUUCAUUCCCUUUUUUAUAAACAAGAAGGUUAAAAGGAAAUAAUUCAGCUGUGAAAUAUUUAUAAGUACUACAUUUUUGCUUUCUAAGUAAGUAUUUGGUUGAAUUCUAACAUGAGAUGUUGCUUUCAAGCUUCAGACUCUGAGCCCGAGUUUAAGGAAAAUGGCAGCCGUGUAAAUACGACGAAUUAGCCACUGACGAGACAAGAAAAUCCUGCAAUGUGGGAUAAUACUGUUUGAGAUGUAAUGUCAAAGAGGCUGUAAACGUGAAUUCUUGUUGAAACAUGCAUGGUUAAUUUAGUUUCCAUUCAGUGCUAUAGUCUGUAUUUUUUAACCAUGAAAAUAGAAGCAAAAUAAACAGAACCUACAUGUAACUUAUAUGAUGAGGCGAAGUCUCUCAGACCCUUACAGUUCAGCAUGACAGCUCUUUGUGUUGGUUUGAACCAAAUCUCAUAUUUAUAGAAAAUUAAAUGACUCCUGAUGAAGUGUUUUUUAAUACCAGUCAUGGCAUCACCCCCUUUUUCCAGCAUCAUAGCAUGAUCCUUUCAACUAAGGAUUUAGGUGAUUUUACCAGAGAUGGCCAGCAUUAUCAAGAGAUGAUUAAGGCCAAAACUCAAAUUAAAAAAAGAAAAAAAAAGACUUAGGCCAUUAUUUUAAUAGGGUGAUGAACUCAGCUUCUCUGGAAAAUAAAUACUUGCAUUCAAAUCAGAAUUAUCAACACAGAAAACAUGUUUGUUUUGAUUAUUUGGUCCGUCAAAAUGAAGGAAACCAGCUUUUUUCAAACCUAUAUUGCAGCCAGCCAGUAGGGGGAGCUCCAAAUCUUCUGGCUUCACUCUUAGAGAGCUGUCAUACCUUUAUAUCUUACAAUGCAUUUGAUGUCUGCAUCAUGCUCUGUGUUAUUUUUCUCAAUGUUUUCUCGAAGAAAAACUGUCCAAAAACACUUCCAGCAUAAAUCACUUCUUUGCUGUUCUAUCUUGUGCUCACACUCAUAUAAUUCUCAAAGUUUAGCUAGCAUGUGCUUUUAUAGCCUCUGCACUUCCCUGCAAACUUGGCUGUUGGUGAGAUGAGGUUAUUUGAGGUGCUUUGGGAAAUAUAUAUCACCCCCAUGUCCCGGGUAAUGUUUUGAAGCUAAAUGUAUGUUGCAAUCUGGGCACUUCACCGGGGUUCACCUGCAAACCAUCUGUCACCAUUAUUCGGUCGAAUACUGAGCAGAGUGCGCUCUCAGGAGACUGCUCCAAUACCUCUGCCCAGGCAGUUUAGUCUCCUGUUGUAAUCUGGCUCCUCACUGCUGGAAUCCGAGUUAAACGCUGUAAACUCUGCGUGUUAGCGGCAAAUAAACACAAAUAACCUUUAUUUAUUUAUGGAGCACAGUUGUAAAUCAAAUCCUAAAAGGGCUUCAGAGGCAGCAAAACAGGACGAGACCAUGCGUGAAAUCAUCAAAUUUAAAAUCUUCAGUUUAGACACAGUAUCAGGAAAAUAACAGGAAUUGAAAAUAAAUAUAUUUAGAGCCCAUGUGAGGAGUCUGUAACUGGUUUUGAAACAGACUGAAAUUGAUAUUGAUGUCUUCUUAUUACCUAAAAAAGCCAAGGGGAUGGGCUGGUGUUUAGAUCAGCUUGUGUACAGAUGAGCUUGACUUCAUGUCCCACCUCAGCUAACACCACGCUCAAUGCAUAGUGCAAAUGGACUGAUAUGUGAUAUAUGUUUGCGAUUUCACAGGAACCAAACCUGGCUCUCCACACUGCCUUCUGAAGAAUGAGGAUGCUCAAGAGAAACACUUCCUGACAAUAGAGACCGCACCUUCGUCCUCCCCUUCUAAAUAUUGCUCCCCCCAGUCACAGACUCCUGGUGCAGAAGCCGAGCUCCACAUCAUAAAUAUCCCUGAAGACGCCAACGUUAGGUAAAACGCCACACCAACAACACUUUUUAUUAAGCUCAGAUUUUUUUUUUCUGUAUUUCCUGAUAAAAUUAUUCUUGUUCUGUGUUUUUUUUAUUUUACAGCAAUGUAUCUCUCCGUAUGAUAAGAGAGGUGAGGACCAAAGUGUUCGUGAGAGGACCUCAGGGCACCACAUGGACUGUCCUCACCCCACAAUACACACAGAUUGGUGUAAGCUAACACACACACUCUCUCUGAGUUAUAGCACAAAGAAUCACUGUUUUUAUCCACCUUAUGCAGAGUGAAUAUUGGUUUAAGAAUAUACUUAAUUUACAACUGAUCUUCCCUGUCCACAGUCCAACAACGACGUCUUCUUCCUCCUCCCCAACAUCGACCACAAAGUCAAACCUUUGUUUACCCUGGACGUUGACAGUGCAGAGGAUGUGCAGAGGAAGGCUUUGAAUUACUUCACAGCCACCACUUUCACCAGCUACACUGAACUCCGACCAGAGGACACAGUGGUUAUGCUGGUCCUUGGGAGAAAAGACAGCGGAGCAGGUAAGAAAUGAAAUGCUGGCAUUCGAUGUCUUUUCCACUUUCUACAGAGAGAGAAGGUACAGCGCUGCGGAAUAUGACUGAUUUAAUGACAACAUUUUUUAUUUAUCACCAUUAUCAAAUUUAAUGUACAAUUUUACACACCCAAUGUAUUGUGAUGCUAUUUGUAGCAUUUGUUCAAUAGAAAUUCAUAAAAGCUAAUCGACAGAAAUUUAAAAGGGGUGUGAAUUUUUUUAUUGUGAGAUUUUUAAACUUGAUUCGUUUUCUCCAUCAGUCACAGAAACAGUGCCAAGAACAGUCAUUCCCUUCACAACAAACGCCCCCCAACAGAUGCCUCUGAUGAUGCAGCUCUACACCUCCCCCGACUACCGUCAACCCCUCGAUCCCAACUCCAAGGUGCAGAGCGACAAAAGGAUUUAUGCAGAGGUAAGAGGUUGCUGACACCAAAUCACCUUCCUCCAUCUCCACUAGAAAUGUGGGGAUGGAGGAAGAGUGAGAAGAGAAACCUGGAGGUGACCCAGCCAUGUGAUAAAAAAAAGAGAGAAAUAGAAAGGGCAGGGGGGGAGGAUGGAGGAGGCCAAUGCAGAACUCUCUGAUCUGCAUUUUUGACUCUGUUGGUUUUUAGAGGUCUGGUUUUGUGAAAUCGGUUCAGAGAGCAUCUCUGCUUUUGAGUUGAUGCGAUACCUUGGAAGUCCAGCUUUAGUUUCGAGUCUCAAAUAGUGUUUUUUUUUAAGUUUUCUUCAACUUAGUGUAAGGGAGUCUGUUUAACUGAAUACAGGGAAUGCAUCUCUACAUGGACAGAGAUCUCACCAUGUACAUCCAUCCUCUGUUCAUUUAUCAAGGGAUUAAUUUGAUGCUUUUUCUGUCUCCCGUAGAUUUCAGGCAACACUAUAGGGCACAUUGUACUGACCAUCAAGGUGAUCAGGUGCUUUGUGCGCUCUAAAGGCUCAUGUCCUGUAAUAAAGGAGCUGCCCUUCAUACCCGAGACCUGCUCCCUAGACUCCUGUCCCAACAGCACCCGUCUCAGCUUCUCUUUAGAUCAGCUGCAGGAGUUAGAGACCACCACAUGGGACCUGGAGUGCUCUGUCAAAUUCUGCUACAACGAGGUAGAGGUCUAUCAAGUUACCAAUCACAAUUGUCAACCCAACAGUGACUUUUUUUGGGUUUUGUUGACAUGUUUUUUUCUCAAAUCACUAGAAAUGUGGAGAUGGAGGAAGAGUGAAGAGAAACCUGGAGGUGACCCAGCCGUGUCUGCAACCACCCAGUGAGUUCAGUUUAAACUCCAAAACAUGGAUCAUUCAAACUCUUCAGAUGCUCUGAGAGUCUACAAUUCUCUUGUCUAUCUUCAAAUGAAAACUUCUGGCUUCUACUGAGACUCUCAUGGCUUUCCACAUUUCUACUCCUUCCUUUUGCUUUAACCAACUUAAAGUGGAUAUUUUUAAACGAGUACCAAAGUCCAUUUUAAGGGUUUGAAACAGAGCACAUUAUUAUUUUUUUCUCUUUUUUGUAGUACAAAUGGAUUUAUAAAUCUGUGAAUAUAAUUACAUCGAUGCUAAAAGGCAAACUGAUCAUUUUUAAAUAAGCAAAGUCACUUUUCCAAAACGAUUCAAACCAAAACUGUUGGUAUAGUGGUACAAAAAAAGGACUAUUUUUACUUCCAUUACCUCAGGGAUUAAUGCUUCAUUUCUAAUUCACUAAAAUUAAACUUUCUGAACUCCCACUUACCUUUAUAUUGUUUAAAAUUAAGUUUCCCUGUAUACCCUCAGGUCUUAAUUGCCAGGCUGAUGCUCUGCUAGUGAAUUACUCCUGCUGCUCCAGUUUCAUUCCUAUUGUUGCUUUCACUGCACAACAAACGCAGCCCAAGCCGUUGUCAUAGCAGUGAGCUCAGGAUAUGCAGUGAAACCGGUAAGGGGUUUUGCAGGGCCGGGCCUCGUCUUUUAGGAAGGUCUGCAGGCUGACCUUGUGGCCACAAUCAGAAGUAAUGGCCCUCAGGGGAGCGGAGGUGAAGUCUUUUGUGUUUCCAAAGGGGGUCUGACUGGGUUUCUGUCCAAACACAGCCACUGAGCACGCUGCUAUUGUCAAAGCGGUCAACACCAAUGAGUCAAACGAGGGGAGAUGUAUUUCUCGAAACCAAAAAUAAUCAACAGAUGAUGAACAUCCAGGAAAACAAUCUGAUGAUUUAAUUCCCGUGCAGAAGGACAUCAGGAAGAGGAUGUUGCUAAAAAAUUGAAUCAUCAGGAGUUGGCGAGACUUUUUUUGUUUGACUGAUAAUGGGUUUUUAGUCAGUCACGACAUGGUAACCUGAAUCAGACAAAAGGCAUGUUUGAAGGGUUGAUAUAACCCAUGGAGCAUUUUUUGGUCUAACAGAAGUGUAAUAGAUGUCUAAAUGUAGCCUAGACGACUGGUCUAAAUUCAGGCUACCACAGGUCUAAAAAUGAAAGUUUUUUACACGUCUAAAUUUAGACCAAGUUUGGACCAAGUCUAAAUCUGGUCUAUAUCUAUACUACACUGUAUGUUGCUCAACAGCUAUCAUAAUAAUUUUGGUUCGGUACUUGGAGAUCAGUUAUGCAACUCACAGUUGCUUUUUGAAAUAAAUAGUUAUCGAAUAAUGGGUUAAAGUGCAACGUCCAACUUCCAUCUAAAAAUAAACAGAAUCUAGACGGUUGAAAUUAGGUCUGAAAAAAACAUAGAUGUCUAAUAGCCGUCUAUUCCUCAGUGGGAAAGUACAAUAGUGUGGGGACUUUUAACAUAUUUCACAGAGACAAAAUGAAAUAGAGUCCUAUUUCACUAAAUGUAUAAUACUUCAAAAUCCAGAUGCAGUAAAAUCAAAGUCUAAUGAUGUUGCUUCAUCCCUGUAAACUCAGACCUUAGAUCUUUAGAUACGGAACUGAAUAAAAACAGUUUAAAAAAGUAUAAAGGUUCAGUAAUCAGUAACCCAAGUUCUAACAUUGUUUUUGGAUUCUCUUGAACAUCAGCUUUGUGUCUCCUCCUUGUGUCUGUCUUUCCACUCCUUACUGGGAGGAACCAAGGGGAGGGACGCAGACGGAGGCAAUGACACAGUUGAGGGGACACACUAAUGAAUGGAGACACUUUUUACUAGCACUCAUGGACUAUUUCUUGUCCAGUCAGAUGAUUGGACAGAACUAACUGCUGUAUAAACGUCCACGCUGCUGGUUAUGCUGUUGUUCUGUACGUCAGCAUGCCUACAUCCUCCAAAGCUAUGCUCCCUCUUGAGAUAUACGGCUUAAGUAGACUCCUUGAGCUUCCUUUGUCCUUCUCUUCCUUUUAGAUGAAAAAAAUGGAAGUUACAGCAUGCUCUACUUGACAAGAUAGUCUACACAAUAUUCUCCUGUGACCUGUCAGUCCUCUUUCUAGGCUUUAACUUAGAAGAAAAAAAAGUUUUCCCAGAGACUGGCGUUUGCUGAAAUCCUUAAAUGAAAGUGGAUGAUAAGAAAGAUCCUGGUUUGUGGUGCUUUUUAUGUGGUUCCAUUCAUUCCCCAGUGUCAGGGCAGCAAAGGUUACAUCAGCAGGACUAGCAGUAAUCAUCCUUGUUUUGUAGUUUCCGUUCAAAAGGCUCCGGGGAGUCGCAUCACAGGCAUUUGUCUUGCGUCCUCUUCCCCACCUGCACAGGAGCUUCUGCUUCCUGCUCAUGUUUAUUCAGCCGCGCUUACACAAGCGAACACCGCAGCUGAUGACAGACAUAAAAAACAGUCUCAGGAGAAAGCCUGCUCGACUUGAGGUUAUGUUUUUAGCACAGCUGAGGUCAAAAAUGUUCCACGCUGGCUGAUCAACAAACCGGAUUUGUUGUUUCCAACUGCAGUCAGCAAAGACGGCCACAAGAUGUCACUGUUUCAGUGCUCUAGGUCAUCAUUAAUUCAGCUGAUUUAGAGUAUUUUUUAAUCAAACAUCAACCUGCCUAUAGUAAGUGUACCCAUUAUUUUAACACAUUAGAAUAAAUAAACAUAUAGCAGUCAGUAUGAGACCUUUUCCCUUCGACUGUUUAUGCUUUUUUUGAUUAAAUCUUUCCUGGUUUGAUGUGAGCUGUGGGUUCAUCCAGGCUGACUGCAGAGGCUGUCACACCACCCACAUUUAUUCAAACACACAUUAUGCACAGAUCUGCGGCUCUACUCUGUUUUUGUGAAUAUUGUUUUUCUUUGUUUCGUGUGAAAGCAGGAGCUGUAAAAAGAAAGCUCAGUUUAGUGCUUAGUCUAACACACUCCACCAGGAGGCUGCAGGCACCAGGGACAGGUGAGAAAAAACUCUCGCAAAGGUGAUGAUUGGCCUCCUCCAAAUGUUUGUGGUAGUUGUGGGAGCAUCUCAGCAGGAAGCAGAAGAAGGGGAGAAGAAAAAUAAUGUGAUUUUGCACCCUGUUUUUCCUCUAAUGCAGCUUAUAGCAUGCAGACGCUUGUUUGUGUUCCUGGAGGGGCUCUCUGACAGCUUGUUCCCAUUGAUUCAGUUAAAGUUGUGUGUUUGUGAAGCCUCAAGGAAGCCAAACCACUUUCCUUAAUUCGGACUUUGGAACACAGUUUAAGCCUGGAAACAAUUCUACAGUCAGGAAUGGAGCAUAUCUCAGAAGUCCAAGUUAAUAUCAUUGUCCAAACUUUACAAACCAUUUAACUUCUGAGUUCAGGGGAAGCUCCAGAUGAUCUUUGGUUCACUCAGCCUGAAAUGACGUUCGUCUCAAGGCAAUCCUUUGUGACUUUGCCAGACCGCAAAGAGAAAAAGCAAAAACCUUGCCAGACAUGAGGAGUAUUUUUCUGGCACAGAAAGUCAGAGGCUUGAGCUCCCGUUAACGUCUGCCUGUUUUUCAAAAUCUUUCAGGGCUGAAUCGAAGAAAAAACAAACUAUAAUUUUUUUUCAUUGUUUUUGGCUCGGGGUUUUGUGUUUUCUAUUAAGUUUGUCAGCAGUGAGGCAAGAUGUGGGGGGCCAGCCAGCCCACAGCUUGCCCAAGGAACAUCACCAAUGCCAAAUUUGUUUGUAAAUUGAAAUUUGUAUCAUUAAAUUAGAAGAGAGAAAAUAAUUGAGCGUAACAGUUCUUUUAUUUUGGUUAAACUGAGGUCUAGCCCUGCAUAAGAAAUGAGUCAUGUUUACCUCAGGGCUUUGCUUGUGUUGUCAUAAACAGGAGAGAGGAGGGAGUAGCUUUGAAAGGGAGAUUUUAUUUAUUCUUUGUUGCGUUUAGUCUUCAUGUAGUUUAAUGUGCAGGUUAAUGAGUAGGGUUGUGUGGGAAUCACCUGUGGCCCCACGAUACAAUAUUAUCACGAUACUUGAGCCACGAUAUAAUAUUAUCACGAUACUUUAACCACAAUACAAUAUUAUCACGAUACUUGAACCACAAUACAAUAUUAUCACGAUACUUGAGCCACAAUACAAUAUUAUCACGAUACUUGAACCACAAUACAAUAUUAUCACGAUACUUGAGCCACAAUACAAUAUUAUCACGAUACUUGAACCACAAUACAAUAUUAUCACGAUACUUGAACCACAAUACAAUAUUAUCACGAUACUUGAGCCACGAUAUGAUAUUAUCACGAUACUUGAGCCACAAUACAAUAUUAUCACGAUACUUGAGCCACAAUAUGAUAUUAUCGCAAUACUUGAGCCACGAUAUGAUAUUGUCACGAUACUUGGGCCACAAUAUGAAAUUAUCACAAUACUUGAUCCACGAUACAAUAUUAUUGCAAUUUUUUACAUUUUGCAACACGGUGAGUAUUGUGAUACAAUAUAUUGCAAUUUAUGCCAUUUUUUCAACUGUUUAGUUAAUUUAGCAUUCGGCUUUCGUUUAUGUUUGUCUUAUUUCCACAGUACUUUAUUUUCAUGUAGCACAUCUUGCAAACCUCAUAUAUAUUUGUUGUACUAACUUUCUCCUGCUCUAUGAUGUCACCUUACUAGACAAACAGUUGAUUUUAUUUUUCCAUCAUAUAGAUUUGACUUCAUAUUAGCAAUUCAUUUGAAAAAUCGAUACUUGGUAAAUGAGACGAUACGAUAUAUCAUCAGACAAAAUAUCGCAAUACUAUGCUGUAUCGACUUUUUUCUCCCACCCCUUUUAAUAAUCUAUAUCACUAAUCUUUUAAUUGCUUGUUUGGUUCAGUCCAGUUUUGGCCAUCACAAACCAGUCACCUUUCUUCCUGUAAAGAUUUAUCAUUUUGAGGUCUUUUAAAACUCAAAUUCUUGUAACGAUCACUGAAAACUCGAGCCUGGCAGUCUUUGAACAUAUCAUGGUGCAAUGAGAGGGGCCAAUUCUGCCCCCAAAUGAAUGCUCUCUGUGUAAUUUCAGUACAUGAAUCAGCGAACGUCACCGCGGUGCCUCUUGUUCUGCAGUACAGUCUGUGCUGCGUUUAACCCCUCGCCUGUGCUUUGUGAAUUCAACAGUGACUUGCCUCAUUUGCACAGAUUUAGCAUGCACAAAAGCCACUCCAUGUUUUUGCCAAUCAAGUCCUCAGUAUUUAAUAGACUCACAUCAAAGCUGACAACCAGCAAUUUGUCUUCUUGUAUUUGAGAGAAAUCAGCCAGUCGGGUCAAGCAACCAAAACCAUACUGUGUCACCACUUUUACACUGGAGUUGCAGCUGUGUUUUCAUGUGAAUAUAAUGCGACUUAAAAGUUGCUCUGCAUAGACUGAAGUAUUUUUCUAAAAGUCAAAGUUUCAAAGUUUGACUCCUGUUUUUUAUGGUGAUUUUUAACUGAAGCUUUCAUACUUUGAUUUUUCAUCUCUUUCAGCCCCUCCCUGCUUUGAUUUCGGCCUACCUGGUGUUCUGGGCAUCGCAUUUGGAGGCUUCCUGAUUGGAGUUUUACUUAUUGGAGCGCUGUGGUUCAUCAAAAUUAAAACAGGUGAUGACACGGCUGAUAUCAGAAUUUCUAAUCGAAGAGAUGUUUGUUUGGAUUUUAAAAUAUCCCAUUCUGCCUUACUCAGGGUACCCAACUGGACUGGACAUAAGCUCAACUGCAGCAAAUCUUCCUGGUAUGGAAAUUUGGCUCUUAUUUUUCCUUGAAUUAUUGUUCUUUGUUUCUUCUUCUCAGGUUCUUAUUGGCUUCUCUCUCCUCUCUCUCCAGGAUGUCCCUGCUCAGGCGCAAAACGACAGCCUGUCUCGACCAACCCUUCCCCCUCUGAGAACAGCAGCGCUAACGCCAGCAUUGGAAGCACCCAGAGCACGCCGACCAGCAGCAUGGCAUGAGAUGAUGAUAACCUCCACCACCAGCAGGGCCACCAUCUCCCUUUAAAGUCACCUAUAAGGGUUUUGUGCUUUUAUUUUCUUAAAUGAUGCUUGAGAAAAGCAUUCCUCCCCCUCUCAGCCCCUCUCAAAUUCACGUUAAAAAGCACAACCGACGUCUUUGACAUGCAAUUACAUGUGAUCUGGGAGUAUGUGGUGGUGUAAGGAGAGGGGGGGCGUUGGGUGACAGAUAACAGAAGUCUGAUCAAUGGCUUCUAACGCUCACCUCCCCUGCCUCUCUGUAAAAUCAAGCUCCUACACAGGAAGUUAAAGAGGGCAAGCGAAAAAAAAAUAAAUUGGCUCCCAAGCAACAGGAAAAACAAACCAUAUCCCCCCAAGAGCUAACAGGAAAUUCACUACAUUCCUUUCAAUGAAUUGUGCCUGUGUGAUGGCAGCACAAUAAUAGUCAGACAGGAGACAAACUAGUCAAAAGACCUGCUUUGAAAAACAGAUGAAAAGCUGUUUUGCAUUCACAUCUAAGCUACAAAAAUACGAUGGGCUUUUGGCAAGGUCAGUCCAAAAAGUUAUCAGCCAUGUUUCGGGGACUGCAAAGCUCAAACCAGAUGCUCACUUCAAGGGGUAUUUGUUCAAAUUGGAGCUUGAAGUCAACGGUUAACAGCUACCUCCUAUUAUUUCGAGUUCUGGGGCUAAGGUUAUAGUUAGCACUAGAUUUCUCUGGUGAAGUGAUCCUUUUCUCUACCUUAUAGUUGGAUCUUAUUGCUGACCCGCUGGGUCAUUUGUAGCACUUACAACAAAGUUAUGGUGCCGCUUUUAUGCUAUAUAAUAGCUUCAUCAAGGCAUUACGUCAUAGUAUUUUUUCUCCUUUAUUGUUUCAAGACUCAGAAAUAUUUGUUUGAUCUCACGUAUAUCUCAACAAAACACAUCCUGACAUAAUUCAACUCUCAGAGGUAUCCUUUAAAUAUAAACCACAAGAGUUUUAUGCUUGUAAAAUAAGAAAUAGUCUUAGUUUGGAGCUUAGUCCUGAGCCCAGAGUGAGCACCAGAACUCUGCACAUCAGUUUUCAGACCUGAGUCUGUCUAAAUGGGAAAUGCCACUCAUACAGCUGCACCCACAGGGUGGAGUGUCCCCAGAUUAAUCUGUCCAGAGGUGAAACACAAGUGCUUCCCCUUUUACACAAUCUUAACCCAAUGUCUUAUACAAGUCCUCUGACUAGAAUUUUUACCACGAAGUCAGUGACCGUGGUAACAGACCUGUGUCCAUUCAUGAAGAAAACAGGAUAACAUUGAUAUCCAUGUGUCUUCCGGCCGGUAUUAUCACUAUCCUGUGAAUCUGAAUGCUGCUUUUUAAGGUGCCUACAUCAUAAUUCUUCCUUAUUUGAAGAUGAAGUCGCCAGCCGCUGAUGUUUUGCUCUGUUUUUAAUUGGAGAUGAAUGCAGCAGUGGGGAAAUAAUUAGAUCUGUACCUGAUGUUGUGGAUCACUAGCGCAUUCACAGCUUUCACUUUGUCAAAGAAGUAAUCCUUGAUCCCUGCUACACACUGAUGAGUUGCUACCUCGAUGUGACCGAGCUUCUCGAAACUUUUUUUUUUUUUUUUUCCUCGGGGGGGACUUUAGGUACAAACAACAGCCUGAAAUAUUCCACAUCGAAAUUCACAUUUAAUUAGUAGUAAGUGUCACGCAGAAAGAAAUGAAAUCUGUGAGAUUGAAGGCAAAUGUUUGUUUUAAACAAAUGGGCCAGAAAACCCGAUUUUCCAGUUGAAAACUGGCAAACUCUUAUGUUUGGACUGUAAAUAGGUAAUCAUGAUAUAUCUAUAUACCUGACCCUCUUUUGUUUGACUUGUUGUAAACAUCACUUUCUCUGCAUGCAGUUUAAUUGGACUCUAAAGGAUAACCACUUGUACAACUCACCAUAUUCACAUUACAGUCUUAGAUUGGGCAGAAAGCUCAAAUGCUGUUAUUCAGCUCUCAAACUGUUAUCUCAAGUUAAAACACACUAGUAACUAUAGGGCAGAAGUUAAAGAUAGCAACCACUGACUACUGAGCCUGAGUUACUUUAUGAUAGUGAUACACAAGAGGUGGAAAUCUCUUAUAUACAUUACUGUUAGCAAAUCCGCUAACUAACAAGGUCAUCUGGUUUGAUAUUCCAGCUUGUCAAAAAAGCUAAUCUUAAAAAUGUUCAGCCAGUGGAAACUGAAAGGAUCAUGUUUUCUUUUUGUGUCAUUUAACACUAACUUAGAUAUGAGCCAGGGUGUGCUAACAUUAGCUGCUGUCCAGUAGGACUUGAUGGGUGUUGAAAUAAGUUCGGACCUGUUACAGCCUGACUGACUCAUCUUUUUUUAGUGACUGAUCAGUCAAAAAUACAAUAAUACAUCUUCCAACCCUGACCUGUUUGUAAUAUCAGAGGAAAAUGGCCUCAAAGUCGACACGAUCAAAUAGUAUAACGACGGUUUGUGCUUGUAAAAGCUAAAAACACAGGUCAAUCAGUUGUGCUGAGGUCUGAAAACUUUCCCUUGAACUUUUUUUUUUCCAGCUCUCUUCAUUUACCUUCCAAAGCGGAAACUCUCACUUACACAAACUAACUUUCUCUCAAACUGCUUAACUAUGCUCAUGCUCGACAGAACCUGCAGAACUGCGAAUCACUACUAUAGAGUGGCGGUUGAUCCGUGAAUGAAUGUUUUCGAUAAGUGUAUUUUAUAUACCAUCCUACCACUCUCUUUACCUCUUUAAAUUAAGUCCCAUCACACACCCGUCUUGUUUUUAGUUUGUAUCCACAGUGCAUAACCUCCCUAUACACUGCAUACUGAUUACCUUUGACUUGCUUAUAUAAUCACGCUGACAAUAGUUGCUCCUUUUUGAUCAAAACUGCAAAGAUGACUUACUCACCUCCAAAACUUCAUGCAUAAUUCUCUCUCCAAAGAAAUUUGUAUCAAGUGUUUUAAAAAAAAAUACACAUUGCCACUUGAGUAUUUGUGCAAUAUGAUGAGAUAAACUUGUAUUUAAUGUCUAUAUUAUUUUUUUUAACGUGUUUUUUCUUUUUUUUUUGUAAGUGAUGUAUGAUAUUCUUACUCAGAACUGUUUUCUUAACUCGCUUUGGUCUAUUUUAUGUAUUCAGAGAACUGGGACAAUUCUUAUCAAGGCACUUAUAUAAAUAAAUCAAUAAAGAAAUCAGAUUUGUAUCUGUACAGAAA
Molecule: messenger RNA, 47271 nt
Organism: Xyrichtys novacula (pearly razorfish)
Lineage: Eukaryota; Metazoa; Chordata; Actinopteri; Labriformes; Labridae
Source: the annotation of a GenBank genome assembly